AGUGUGCAAAUCCCUUUGCUGAGUCUGCAAUGCUCUUUUCUCUCCCUCUCAUUCUUUCCCUCCUCCCUCCCUCCCUCCUCCUCCUCCCUCUCCCAAGCCCCACCCAGCAUAAUGUGACUGUCAGCCCUUGGGUUCUGUGUGGGAUAAAAACUUUUCGCGCACCUCCCGAACAUUUCAUUUAAUUAAAAAAAAAACCAACGCAAAACCGCAGCGCUGCUAGCUGGAAGGAACGAGAGCCUCGGCUGAGCACCACAGGCAAAGCGGACGACGCCUCUGGAGAAGGAUUACAUACAUAUUUUUCCUCCCUCUUUGUAGGGAAGGGGCGAGAUUCACCUUGUGCUUUUUUUUCUUCCCCCUUGCCACAUCCGCAAGAAAGGAUCUUUUCUUCUCCCGAAGGGUUUCCCCGACACGUGAGGACCUGCCAACCCGUCUGGAGACAAAGGAUACAAUUUUCCGCUUUGGGGAGAAAUUUCCUGAAAGGGUUUUUUAUUUCGUUUUCGGGAGCGAUUCGGAGGAGAAGGCGGCGUCUCCUGGCGGAUUUUGGUGAGUCCCUUUAUGGCCCGACGCGGUUUGGGUUCUCUUGUAAGGAGAUCCUUUUCCCCACACCCCACACCCGGGCGGUGGGGCCCGUCCGUGCCUGGCUCUUGCUCCUCCGGGGUCGAAUCCUGCGCCGCUUCGGCAGUUCUUUCCCCCACCCAUUCCCACCCCCCAUCUCGAAGGGAAAUGCGCUCAAAGGGGCUCCUCUCCAAACCGGCUAGACAAAAGAGUUCCCAGGGAAACGCCUGGCUUCGCUCAAGCCUCCUUCCCGUGGAUCACAUUUCAGAAGAUCCCUUUGACAUUUUCCAUGUCGUCGCUGGGGCUUCUGUGAGGAGAAGGGGUAGGGGGGGUGGGGGCAGGCAGGCAGAAAUCAAAACCAGUCUUUCCACCAUGAAAAAUCCGUCAAGCGUUUGAGUUUCAAUUGCUACUGCGGCUGUGCGUUUUUACGCACGCACUGGUCUAGCGAACAGACAGACUCACACGGGUCUAUUGUACACGAACGCACGUCUGUUUCGUGCACACACGGGUCUAUCUCUCUCUCUCACACACACACACGUCUGCCUUACAAGCCCACAGAUAGAGCGUCAAUUCACACAUACACGUAACCCAUGAGACUUGCUUCACUGAGUAAGCUUGCAAAGCGCGCGCCGUCGUGGAGCUUACUCCCGAGUAAGCGGGGAAAGCGCCUCAGAUCGGGCCUCCUGAAGUCCCACGAACUAGCAGCCCAAUGGAUCUUUGAAUUCUCUCUCUGCUCCCCCCCUUUAUAAAGAAAUUUCACCGGGUUAUCGGGAAGGCUCUCCGAAGGAUACCCUGUCAUUUUUUUUGGAGAGGGGGCUCUUGCGGAGGGCGGGGGGGAGGAGGAGACUCACACCAUUCAUCAAAAGCUCCUUUCUUUUACAUCCGAGUCCACCCCACUCCUACCCGCCCUUGCCGUGUUAGAGAGAGCCAGAGACUCCUCAAGAAUAAUCUUCUGUUCUUGCGGAUAAGAGACUCAGCCAAAUUCCGGGGUGGGGGGCGGGUGGCCCCCUCCGCCCAAACAAGAUUAACACCCCCAAUACACACCAAUAGAAUAUAUAUAUGUGUGUGUGUGUGUUCAGCAUCCAUUUAUCCUGUUUAAAUGCAGAUGCAGAGAGCACUGCGGUCAUGAGACCAAAACCAUUUGAGAUUUUAUUGGAGGGGGGGGUCGCGAGAGAAAUAAUAAUCCUCCUGGUCUGCUGGAUCUGUCGGGGGUGCCGAAAAAAAGAGACUUGUUUGCUCUUUAGCUUUCCCAACACAGCCCAACCUAAGCUCCAUUCCUUGAGGGCUUAAUUCACACACACACGGGUGUUUCUCAGGAAGCCGCAAAACUGCAAAAUUAUUUAAACAAUUUUUGGGUUUGGGUGGGUGGGUGUUUUCUUCAUUGUUUGAGGGGGGGUUGUUAUAACACCGCCUCUCUCCGCUUGUCUUUCCGUGGACUUAUCUGUCCCUCUGCGGAAAUGGAAGGCAAAUUUGUGCCUUAAAUUUGUGGAAAGAAAACCACUUUUGGAGAGGAAAAAAUUAGAUUUGGAAACUCGAGUCCGUAAUCUAACUGGCUUAUUUUUCAAGACAUUGCUCGAUUCAGCUGUGGGGUUUGGGGGGGGCGGAUUUUUGCUUUGCCAAAAACUGGGGAGGCGGAGGAGCCAUAGACAGGCCCCACACCCUGAAAUAUAUUCUGCCCACGUAGAUAUUCCUCUCCGUGCGUCUCCCACCCGCUCGCAUUGUUAACGCUGCCCAUUCAUCUGGUCUCCCGUUCCCCCCGCCCUCUUCCUCUUCCCACCCCGUAUUUCCAUAACCCGAUCAAAAGGGGGGGGUCUACUUUAGCCUCCAAGGACACAAGACCCCCCCCCGCCCUUAUGCCUCGAGGGCGCCGCUUCCAGAAGGGGGUUCCUGGGCUCAUAUGUCACAGUGGGGAGGCUGGGAACCCGCAGAGACUGCGGCAGCACCUUAAUUUCGGUUCUGGAAAGGGGCAGGGGCUCAGCCCCCACCUGGCUGACCUAAGCACCUUGCACUUUGAACCCCAGCCGCAUGAGAACCACCAUUGUUUGCUCCCUGGCCAAAUGUAGUCUGUGUGUAUUCAGAAGCCUGCAAGAAAACUAGCCCUGUGUUUGGUUAGUAGUGGAGAAUAGCCUUGGCCCUGUGUGUGUGUGUGUGUGUGUGUGUGGUUUUCCAGACUUUAUUUCUUAUUCAUUGCACUUAUAUGGCACCUUUCUCAAGGUGACGCGGGUGGCGCUGUGGGUUAAACUACAGAGCCUAGGACUUGCCGAUCAGAAGGUCGGCGGUUCGAAUCCCCGCAAUGACGUGGUGAGCUCCCGUUGCUCGGUCCCUGCUCCUGCCAAGCUAGCAGUUCGAAAGCGCGUCAAAGUGCAAGUAGAAAAAUAGGUACCACUCCGGUGGGAAGGUAAACAGCGUUUGUGUGUGCUGCUCUGGUUUGCCAGAAGCGGCUUAGUCCUGCUGGCCACGACCCAGAAGAUGUACGCCAGCUCCCUCGGCCAAUAAAGCGAGAUGAGUGCCGCAACCCCAGAGUCGGCCACGACUGGACUUAAUGGUCAGGGGUCCCUUUACCUUCUUCUCAAGGUAGAGCACCUAGUUCUUCCCCUCCUCAUUUAAUCCCCAAAAACAACCCUGUGAGGUGGAUCAGGCUGAGAGGCAGCGGCUGCCCCCACCCCAAAGCCCCUCAGCUCCGUGGCUGAGCGAGGAUUCGAACCCUGGUCUCUCCCAGCCUAACCACCGCACCGCAAUGGCUCUCCGUUGUUCCAGGCAACCAUUGCAAUUGCCUCUUUUGCAAGCCUGUUGUGCCCAUUUCACACACCUGUUCCACUGAGGCACCAGGUUUCCUUUCCCUGCUGAAAUAAGCCAGAGUACUCCCUUAUCUAAUAACCUCCGUGGGAGAAAGAGGAGAGGCUGGAGGCUGGGAUCUCUUUGCUCUGAGGACUUCUGGAGGUGGGAAGUAUCGCAUAAAUCUUUCCCUGCGCCUUUGGUUAAGAAAGGAGGCGAGUGGGCGAGCCAAGAAUGUGUCAUUCGGGCAAUCGGGUUCGUUUUAUUUUAUUCCCCCCCCCCCCGAAACGCCCAGUGCAGUUGGCAGAGGCUUUUGAGUACGGCACGGGGCACCCUCCUGCCUCGCCGCUUUUGGACCCGCGCACACCUCGAGCGUCAGGGGGGGCAAAGCCGCGACGACGCUCUUGUGUUUCACGGAAGGUCGUUCGCGCUGCUGGCAAAGGUGGGGCUGGCAUGACCCUCUUUUGCCAGGCGUCGCAAGCUUCCGGGUGGCCGGGGACUCCUCGUCAGAGAAGGACGAAGAGCCCAGUGUGACCCAGAAGCUUGCUCUUAGGCCAAAGAGGUGCCAAUCUUCCACGGAAGCUGAGUGUGGCACUCGCAGUCUGCUAGGACCUUAGGCUUACUGGGCCAAAGUUGGGGGCAAAGGGAGGGUCUCUAGAAUGGCUAGCGGGUAUUCCUCACCCGGCAGCCUCCUGUUCCUGCGAGGUAGGACCGUGCGUAAAAAAGCACUCUCUUGUGGGGAGAGGGGUGGCAUUUCCUGGCUCCUGUGUCUUCCGCUUAACUCUUUCCACGCCUUCCAGCGGUGGCAGUGUACAUCCCAUAAUUCUCCUGCUUCCCUUUAUUUUGCCAAAAAAGAAUCUCUCUCUCUCUCUCUCUCAGGCCUGCUUUGCAGAUCUGCACGCCACAUUUAAAGCACAUUCGGUGCCCAUUUAAAGCACCCGCCACACAAAGAAUCGUGGGAACUGUAGUUCCAGGGCGCUGGGGAUUGAGGCUCGGUGGCGGAGCAAACUACAGUUUCCAGAAUUCUUUGGUGGGGAGGUCAGGUGCUUAAAAUGCACAGGGCAAGGGCCUUUGUUUUGGAAUCUAUCUGCAAUGCUUUUCCUCAGCAGCAAACUGCACUCUACACACGCCCCUUUUCCUUUUGCGCGGCUGAGCCCGCUUUGGACUGAAGAGAGCAGAGUCCCUGUGACAUACCGUAUUUUUCGCUCUAUAAGACGCACCAGACGACAAGACGGACCUAGUUUUUGGAGGAGGAAAACAAGCAAAAAAAUAUUCUGAAUCUCAGAAGCCAGAACAGCAAGAGGGAUCGCUGCGCAGCGAAAGCAGCAACGCCUCUUGCUGUUCUGGCUUCUGUUGAUAGCUGCACCGCCUGCAUUCGCUCCAUAAGACUCACACACAUUUCCCCUUACUUUUUAGGAGGGAAAAAGUGAGUCUUAUAGAGCAAAAAAUACGGUAUUCAGGUGUAGAUUUAUUUGGGUAGGUGAGCAUCUCUUGCUCCCAAACCCCUUGCAAGCCUCUUCCUGAAAGGGCACUUGCUAUGUGUUAAACCCCAAUACGCAGAGUUAAAUGUAAAGGGACCCCUGACCAUUAGGUCCAGUCGUGACCGACUCUGGGGUUGCGGCGCUCAUCUUGCUUUAUUGGCCGAGGGAGCCGGCGUACAGCUUCCGGGUCAUGUGGCCAGCAGGACUAAGCCGCUUCUGGUGAACCAGAGCAGUGCACGGAAAUGCCGUUUACCUUCCCGCCAGAGUGGUAUCUAUUUAUCUACUUGCACUUUGACGUGCUUUCGAACUGCUAGGUUGGCAGGAGCAGGGACCGAGCAACAGGAGCUCACCCCGUCGCGGGGAUUCAAACUGCUGACCUUCUGAUCGGCAAGUCCUAUAGACUCUGUGGUUUAAACAGAGUUAGGUUUAAGCAGAAUUAGGCCCGUUGAAAUUAAAGGACUUAAACCAACCAUGCCCUUCACUUUAAACCCGCAAGUAGGAAUUAGAUAUAUGACUUGGGUAUUUUGGAUCUUUAAAAAAUCUACCUCCCUCUGAAAAGCAGGUCAAAAACAGGGAGGAACAUUCUUUUUUUAAAAAAAUCUGCAUCAAAGAUGUACCGUUUUGCUUACAAAACUCUCUUAAACUGACAUACAGCCCCCCCCUUUAAAAAAAAAUCUGGGAUCGCCCAAGGCGGUUCACCACCACAGAGGGGAUUUUAGCUCUUUGGCCUGGCCACCCCUCGUGACUCCCCACCCCCAAAUAUGCCUUAACCCCCCCCCCCAAAUGCACCUAUUGUUCCUGGGGCUUUAAAAUUUCCCCUUUCCCCACCAGGGGGUGCCCUUGUUUUGCUGGCUCAAUCCAGAGCCGCUCCAGAUCAGGUCCCCGUUCCCUUUCGGCUGACAAUAAGACAACAGAGCCGAAUAAGGUCCUUGCCCGAAGAAGCACGUUCAGGACCCAAAGGGGCUUUGCUCAGCACGGACAGGAUCGGGCCACCCUUCAGUAGCUUCCCAGAAAAAAAGGAGGAGGAGGAGGCGUUGGGAAUAAAAACCCCAAGAUCUCGCCAUCACUGUGCGUCACGACCUCAAAGGACCCCAGAUUUUAAACCUGUGGGUGUCAGAUUAUAGAUGACACGGCUUCGUAGGGGUUCCUCGUCAUCUUGCUGCUUGCGUUAUCCUCUCCCACCAAAACCCACCGUUCCCAGAGAAUAAUAUUCCCCCUGCUGGUAAAAUUGUUCCGCUUGUCUCUAGAUCACUCCAACUCAGAUUUCUUAAGAAGUGUGCAUGCGCACGAAAGCUCACGCCAAUAACAAACUUAGUUGGUUUCUAAGGUGCUACCUUAGACGCGGGUGGCGCUGUGGGUUAAACCACAGAGCCUAGGACUUGCCAAUCAGAAGGUCGGCGGUUCGAUUCCCCGCGAUGACGGGGUGAGCUCCCGUUGCUCGGUCCCUGCUCCUGCCCACCUAGCAGUUCGAAAGCACGCCAGUGCAAGUAGAUAAAUAGGUACCGCUCCGACGGGAAGGUAAACGGCGUUUCCGUGCGCUGCUCUGGUUCGCCAGAAGCGGCUUAGUCCUGCUAGCCUCAUGACCCGGAAGCUGUACGCCGGCUCCCUCGGCCAGUAAAGCCAGAUGAGCGCUGCAACCCCAGGGUCGGUCACGACUGGACCUAAUGGUCAGGGGGGUCCCUUUACCUUUACCUUUAAAGUGCUACUGGAAGGAAUUUUUGUUCUGUUUUGUUUCAGUUUUCUUACGCUAUCCUGGGUGUCUGCAGAGCUGGAGGGGGGGCUGCCGUUUUAUCUAAGACCCCCAGGGCCCAUCUGCCCUCUGCGUUUAAAGUGGUUAUCGCAACAUUUUAAACAGUCCCCGCAAAUACCUUAUUUUUUGCUCUAUAAGACGCACCAGACCACAAUGCGCACCUAGUUUUUGGAGGAGGAAAACAAGAGAAAAAAAUUGUCUGAAUCUCAGAAGCCAGAACAGCAAGAGGGAUCACUGCGCAGCGAAAGCAGCGAUCCCUCUUGCUGUUCUGGCUUCUGGGAUAGCUGCGCAGCCUGGAUUCGCUCCAUAAGACGCACACACAUUUCCCCUUACUUUUUAGGAGGGAAAAAGUGAGUCUUAUAGAGCAAAAAAUAAGGUAAUUAUGGGAGCUGUAGUUUGCUUAAGGCAGGCUUCCUCAACCUCAGCCCUCCAGAUGUUUUUGGCCUACAACUCCCAUGAUCCCUAGCUAGCAGGACCAGUGGUCAGGGAUGAUGGGAAUUGUAGUCUCAAAACAUCUGGAGGGCCGAGGUUGAGGAGGCCUGGCGUAGGGUACUAGAGAGUUUGGAGACACACAUACACACACACAAUUCCCCUCCCAAUUCCCACAGUGGUUUAACGACCAGCUCCUUUUCCCUGGGAAUUCUGGGAAUCGUAGCUCUGGGAGGGAGAAUACGCCCCCCCCCAAAAAAACCCAACAACCUAUCAGUGCCCUUAACAAACUGCAUCUCCCAAAAUUCUUGACUAUUUAAAGUGGUAUCAUAUGGUGUAAAUACAGCCAUGGUCCCCUCCUGCAAAGGAUUCUGGGAAGUGUAGUUUGUUAAGGAUGCUGGGAGCUGUUGGGAGACGCCCCUGUUCCCUUCCAGAGCUGCCGUUCUCAGCGUUGAUUGACAGUUCAUCCUGUUUCCCAGGGAAUUCUGGGAACCGUGACACUCUGAGAGGACCAGAGGGUCUCCUAAGGCAGUGGUUCUCAACCUGUGGGUCCCCAGAUGUUGUUGGACUACAACUCCCAUCAUCCCUGAGCUCUGGCCUUGCUAGCUAGGGGUGAUGGGAGUUGUAAUCCAACAAUAUCUGGGGACCCACGGGUUGAGAAAGGCUGGCUUAAGCUCAGCUUACACCACGCUUCCUCAACCAGAUGUUUUGGCCUACAACUCCCAUGAUCCCUUGCUAGCAGGACCAGUGGUCAGGGAUGAUGGCAAUUGUACUCUCGAAACAUCUGGAGGGCCGAGGUUGAGGAAGCCUGGCUUAUGCAGACUCUAUGGAAGAGCUUCCCCUCUAUCCUCUUAGCUCAGUGGUUCCCCAGAUGUUGUUGGACUACCACUCCCAUCAUCCCUGAGCUCUGGCCUUGCUAGCUAGCUAGGGGUGAUGGGAGUUGUAGUUCAACAACAUCUGGGGACCCACAGGUUGAGAAAGGCUGUCCUAAGGGCUCUGAGCAGCCCUAGCAAACUACAUUACCCAGGAUUCUCUGGGAGAAGACCUGUUUAAAGUGGUAGCACGCUGCUUUUCUGUGCUUAGUCCCAUUCUCUGCCUUUGUCCUCCAAUCCAAGGCCCUUUCUCUUGCAACUCUUCGAAAUCCCUUUCAGCAAAUUCUGCCUCUCUUCAGCCAGGGCUUUUAGACCCUUAAUCCAGGAAGCUGUGAAGAAAAUGUGCUUGCACCACAGAAAAGCCACAUUACUUUCCCAGAGAUGGGCUGGAGCUGGAAUUUUAUCCAAACCCACUAGAAAAAACCUGGAGAGCUUUUGCCCAUCAUUGUAGACAAACCUCAAAUGGAUGGGCCAGUGGUGUGACACAGUAAAAGGCAGUUCCCUAUGUCCCCAUCAGCCCCAGACAGUGUUAGAAACUCAGAUAUAAACAGUAAACUUGCCGAUCAGAAGGUCGGCGGUUCGAAUCCCCGCAAUGACAGGGUGAGCUCCCGUUGCUCGGUCCCUGCUCCUGCCCACCUAGCAGUUCGAAAGCACGUCAAAGUGCAAGUAGAUAAAUAGGUACCACUCCGGCGGGAAGGUAAACGGCGUUUCCGUGCGCUGCUGUGGUUCGCCAGAAGCGGUUUAGUCAUGCUGGCCACAUGACCCAGAAGCUGUACGCCGGUUCCCUUGGCCAGUAAAGCGAGAUGAGCGCCGCAACCCCAGAGUCGGCCAUGACUGGACCUAAUGGUCAGGGGUCCCUUUACCUUAAACUGAGGAUAUGGUUGCCACAAUGGACUGUCAAGGCGCCAUUCCACCCCCAUGGACAUCAUUCUUCUUCUUCUUCUUCUUCUUCUUCUUCUUCUUCAUUUGAUGUAUAUUUCAAGGGGGGUGCCUCAAAGCCAUUUAGAGCACAUGAAAAUAUCAAAACAAUCCAGAAUACAACAGAUUCAAGGAAAAUAUUUCAGAUCCUUCUCUAAGGGACAUUUUUGCUUUCCCCCUAUUUAUUUACCUACAUAAUUUAUAGAGCUGCCCCAUAGCAGACGUGCUCUAGGAAGCCGGUGGGGUGUAGUAGUGGUUAGAGCAGGGGACAGCAAACUUUUUAAGCAGGGGGCCGGUCCACUGUCCCUCAGACCUUGUGGGGGGCCGGACUAUAUUUUGGAAAAAGAAAAAGAAAACAACGAAUUCCUAUGCCCCACAAAUAACCCAGAGGUGCAUUUUAAAUAAAAGGACACAUUCUACUCAUGAAAAAACAUGCUGAUUCCUGGACCGUCCGCAGGCCGGAUUGAGAAUGCGAUGGGGCCGGAUCCGACCCCCAGGACUUAGUUUGCGUAUUCAUGGGUUAGAGUGUCAGGCUAGUACCUGGGAGAUCAGAGUUCGAAUCCCCACUCUGCUAGGAAGCUCACUGGGUGAACUUAGAGUCAGUCGCGACCUCUUAGGCAUUUCUAACGCUGUGUCACUGUAAGCAAUAUUGAGCUAGAAUCGAUGGACCUGUGGUCUGAUUUGGUAUAAGGUCCCUGUGCCCCUAUUUGCGAAGGGUCGUAGAAGAAUGGAUGCUUUUGAAUUCUGGUGCUGGAGGAGACUCUUGAGAGUCCCAUGGACUGCAAGGAGAUCAAACCUCUCCAUUCUUAAGGAAAUCAGCCCUGAGUGCUCACUGGAAGGACAGAUCCUGAAGCUGAGGCUCCAAGACUUUGGCCACCUCAGGAGAAGAGAAGACUCCCUGGAAAAGACCCUGAUGUUAGGAAAGAUGGAGGGCGCAAGGAGAAGGGGACGACAGAGGACGAGAUGGUGGGACAGUGUUCUCGAAGCGACCAGCAUGAGUUUGGCCAAACUGCGGGAGGCGGUGGAAGACAGGAGGGCCUGGCGUGCUCUGGUCCAGGGGGUCACAAAGAGGCGGACACGACUAAACAACAACAACAAAAAGAGUUUUGAUUUACUUAAAGCACCUCUUUCUGCCCCUGAACAGGAAGGUUAAGACAAGGAAGUACUGUAUUUUUUGCUCUAUAAGACUCACUUUCCCCCCCCAAAAAAGUAAGGGGAAAUCUGUGUGCGUCUUAUGGAGCGAAUGCAGGCUGCGCAGCUAUCCCAGUAGCCAGAACAGCAAGAGGGAUUGCUGCUUUCACUGCGCAGCGAUCCCUCUUGCUCUUCUGGCUCCUGAGAUUCAGAAUAUUUUUUUUCUUGUUUUCCUCCUCCAAAAACUAGGUGCGUCUUGUGGUCUGGUGCGUCUUAUAGAGCGAAAAAUACGGUAUUUCUUGAUGCAGAGCAGCCUGGUUUGGCCAAGGACAGGUGCAAGCUUGCGGGUAUAACAGAGCGCUGGCGACGAAGAGCCCUGUGAAACCGCCAAGCUUGCCUGUUCUCUACACCAAUUAGUCCCAGCAAAGGAACCCCCGUGUUGAUCUCCUUUGGGGAUCUCAGCUUAGCAACCACACAGCUUUGAUGGCUUUAUCAACACACUGGUGAUAAGGUAAAGUUAAAGGGACCCCUAAGCAUUAGGUCCAGUCGUGGCCGACUCUGGGGUUGCGGCGCUCAUCUCUCUUUACUGGCCGAGGGAGCUGGCGUACAGCUUCCAGGUCAUGUGGCCAGCAGGACUAAGCUGCUUCUGGCAAUCCAGAGCAGCGCACGGAAACGCCGUUUACCUUCCCGCCGAAGUGGUACCUAUUUAUCUACUUGCACUUUGAUGUGUUUUCAAACUGCUAGGUUGGCAGGAGCUGGGACCGAGCAACGGGAGCUCACCCCAUCAUUGCGGGGAUUCGAACCGCCAACCUUCUGAUCGGCAAGCCCUAGGCUUUGUGGUUUAACCCACAGCGCCACCUGCGCCCCAUGAUAUAGCUCUACUUUAAAAAAAUGGUUCUGGGACCCUACAGUUCUGUGGGGCACAGAUGUAUUUAUUUCUGAUUAAUUCUGCAAAAGCAGGGAGGACCGCAGUACAGGGCUGUUGUAAUAUUUUGUUGCAGGGGAAUAUUUUGGGAUUACUUAAUAACGAGUAGAGAUUGGGUUUGUCUGGAUACAACCAGGAAGCCGGUUUUCCCCUUCUGGACUUCUGUGUAUUUGCACAAGAGGUUUAGCAGAACAAACUCUGCGCAUGCUCAGAGGCACUAUCAAUCAGCGAAUACUCAUUCAGAACAGGUCUUAGGGGCAAGACCUUGAUCGGGGAGUUUAGGGAGGGUGGGUCAGUGAGCAAGGGAAUAUUCUGCAAGGCUCUAUCAGUCUGGAUAGACAGAAAUGGGAAGACAUGAGGAGGGGAGUCAGUUUUGAGUUUUUCUCGCCAGGUGUCUCCUGAAAAAAAAACCUAAUUAUAAAUACCCCUUGCUCAAAUGUGGAAGGCAUGUGAAGAAUUUCAAGUUACCCUGUGAAAACUCAAACUUUCUCCUCCCCCAAAUGAAUGGGACAGGGAAAGCAUUUAAUAAUAAUAAUAAUAAUAAUAAUCACUUUAAAACAACUCUCAUAAUUUAAAUUAUCACCGUCUUCAUAAAUCAAGACAAUAAAUAAUGCCUGUUUACAAGAAACAAAUAAAGGAGAAUUAUAUUUCCAGUUUUUGAGUUUCCAAGUACCUAGUCCCUGCUGGGUUUAUUUCUGUGAAGGUGCUGGCAAGCCACUCUCAUUCAGAUGAAACCACACCCUGACCAGGCGACCAGUUCAGUUGGUUGCAUUCUGUAGUGACCAUGCCUAUAGGAUUAACUUUCUAGUAUUUUGCUUUGAUACAUCCCUGCGGAGUGAGUCCUAUUUGCCCUGAGAUUUACAGAUGUCGGGUGGUAUAUAAUAAUAAUAAUAAUAAUAAUAAUAAUAGUCAGACGUACCGUGGUACCUCGGGUUAAAUACUUAAUUCGUUCCGGAGGUCCGUUCUUAACCUGAAACUGUUCUUAACCUGAAGCACCACUUUAGCUAAUGGGGCCUCCUGCUGCUGCCGCGCGAUUUCUGUUCUCAUCCUGAAGCAAAGUUCUUAACCAGAGGUACUAUUUCUGGGUUAGCGGAGUCUGUAACCUGAAGCGUAUGUAACCCGAGGUACCACUGUACUUGGUUCAUAAUUUUCAGUGAUUUGAGUUUGUGCUUUUUGAUACAGAUACCGUUUUGUCUUUCACCUCUUUGUGGGGCUCUUGGUCCAAUUAAAGGUAAAGGUGUCUCCAGCACUCCCAGGUGCCCCCUUGCCUCUUAGGUAAAGGGACCCCUGACCACUAGGUCCAGUUGUGACCGACUCUGGGGUUGCAGCGCUCAUCUCGCUUUAUUGGCCGAGGGAGCCGGCAUACAGCUUCCGGGUCAUGUGGCCAGCAGGACUAAGCCGCUUCUGGCGAACCAGAGCAGCGCACGGAAACGCCGUUUCCCUUCCCGCCGGAGCGGUACCUAUUUAUCUACUUGCACUUCGUGCUUUCGAACUGCUAGGUUGGCAGGAGCAGGGACCGAGCAACGGGAGCUCACCCCGUCAUUGCGGGGAUUCGAACCGCCGACCUUCUGAUCGGCAAGCCCUGGGCUCUGUGGUUUAACCCACAGCGCCACCCGCGUCCCAAUUUGGUCCAAUUAGCGAUGUACAAACAGUAUUGUUAAUAACAGUAAGAAACAAACUGAUAAUAACAUAGUAAUAUGUAUUGGACUGGUCGUACGCAAGAAAAGCUAUCCUAAACCUUUAAAAACUUGAUACAAUAUUGCUAUUGUAAAUUGUAUGUUAUUAUCAUGACUUAUUGUUAUUAUUAAUUUAUCAUCAUCACUUAUUACAUUUAUAUACCACUCUGCCUUUGAUGCUCUUUGUGCGUCUCAGGGCUCCAAACCUUCCCCUUAAAAAAAAGAAAAACCCACUAUUUUUCUUUUUUUAAAAAAAAAUUAAUUAGGACAAAAAAGACCAAUUGCAGUCUCCUUGCAAUUAACAUCCUCCCCAUUUGGGCUUCUAUAUAAUCUAUCUAUUCAUAAGGGAUUUGAUUUCGAUUGUAUCUUACCAGCCCAGUGGUUUUUCCUACUUCCUUCAGUUUAAGCUUGAUUUUUGCUAUAAAAAGCCGGACACGACUAAACGACUAAACAACAACAACAUAAUCUAUCUAUAAAUCCAUAUAUAUGUGUAUAUAUAGAGAGAGAGAGAGAGAGAGAAAUAUUUAUAGAUAUAUACAUAUAGAUCUAAAUACAUAUGUAUUUAUGUAUGUGUAUAUAUCUAUAUAUAUAUUUAUGUAUGUAAAUAUAUUUCUAUUUUUAUAUCUAUAUCUAUCUAUCUAUCUAUAUAUAAAUACACACACACACACACACACACAGUACAAUCGAUCUCACACACGUCUCAUUCUUUAAUACUGUAACGUUCUUUGUUGUAGGAAGAAUAUAUUAUGAAUGGCCCUUUAAAAAAAAAAAAAGACCGGGGCGGGGGAGGAAAUACGGGGGCCGGCUCUUACCCCUCCCCCUCCAAAAAAAAAAAAGGCGUGUGGGCGGAGAAGGGGGGGUAAAAAAAAACUCCAUCUUGGCCCCUCCCCCUAUGGCUCGAUGGCGCUGGUCUGCGCGGAGCAUCCGGUCUCCCUUUCCACGUGGGGGGAGAGCCGCCCGCCGGCCGCCAUUGGCCCGCCGCGGUGGCGUCUGGGCGUUCGGAGGGCUGGGAUUGGCUGGGGGGGAGAGAGCAGGAGAAAAGAAUGAAUGGGGAGGGGAGAGAGGCUCCGCCCCCGUUUGGAACGUUGAUACAUUAUAACUUUCGCUCGGCGCCGCCGCCCCGCCCCCCUCCCUUCCUCUCUUUCUCAUUCUGGCUCUUCCCUCUUUCAUCUCCUCCUCCUUUCUUCUGCGCUGGUUAGUUUCACGCCAGACCUCGGGAGCAGCAGCAGCAGCCCUGGCGGCGGCGGCGGCGGCGCCGGCUGCUUCGCUGCUCCGUCUGUGUGGCCGCGGGUUCGAGCCUCAGGUGGGGAGGAAAUAAUUUAAAUAUAUAUAUUUUUUUAAAAAACCUUUUAAACUAUAUUUCAACCAGGAGACAGGUUUGGGGGGGUUUUUUUGUGUGCGUGUGUUUUACAAAGUCGCCUUCCCAUUGUCUUUUAAGUGGGAGGGGGGAGGGGAGAAUUGAGCGUGAGUUUUGGGGGAGGAGGACAAAGGACGUCGGCUCCCUACGCGAUCUUUGCACGCGAGCGGCGGCGGGGGGGGGGGGCGGGAGAGAGAGAGAAAGAGAAAGAGAGGAGGACGCCUGGAAAGCUCGCACUCGGAUUGACUCCGGCGUCGUGUGGACGCUCGAAGCGGAGUCGCUCCGGUUUCUCGCGGGAAGCGCUCCUUUUGUCUGAUCCGUGUCUCCUUGUCUCCCCCCCCGCAAAAAAAAAACUCUAGGUAAUCGAAUGGACCACCAACCCACCCCCAGGAGUUGCAGCCGGGGGCCUCCAGCCUGCGACGCGGUUCAGAGCGAGCCGUCCAUGAAUGUGCUCGUUCACACGACCACCGGGGCCCGGUAUGAGCUGUCUGUGCCCGUGGAAGAGACGGUGGAAGGUCUGAAGCGGCGGUUGUCCCAGAGGCUGAAGGUCCCGCGGGAGAGGCUGGCGCUGUUGCACAAAGAAAGGUAAAUUACACGUGUACGCGUCUCUGUGUGUGUAUAUUAUAUUGCUAAUUCCCCCCUCCCUUUUCCUUUCUUCCUCCCCACCCCAUCCCGAAUACCCGUGUAGAGAAGUUAGGCUUAAAUCCGGAGCAAGAAGUUCGGGUUGCAGCCUGCGAAGUUUUACUCGGGAGUAGACCCGCUGACCUUAAGGCAGCGUCUCCGUGUCAGUGGGUGGUUGUGAACUCUUGCUCGGGAGGAGACCCGUGGGAAAGGGAUGUGCCCGAGUUCGCUGCGUUCGGUGGAAAGUGUGCGAGCUCUACACGGGAGUAGACCUAUUGGAAGGAAUGGGCUUGAGGAAGCUGCGCGCCCUUUUAAUUGCACAGCUCCGGCGAAGAGCUUGGGCUCCAGCGCCUCGCUUUUCGACCUGCAUCCCGGAGCCCGAGACGUUGUUCUACUCGGGAGUAGGCUUCCGCAGAUGAAUCCAGGAGGGCUUAAUCCUAGGGCAACCAGGGCCUGGUGGGAUCUUGGCGGCGGUGUGUGUGUGUGCGUGAGAGAAAGGGUUUGGGGCGGGGGAAUGGUCUACUCGGGAGUAAGCUCAGCCGGGAAGCUUUGCCGUGCAACUUUUUCAGAAGGGCAGGAAAGUGUAGCGGAUCGCGCUCAGAGUAGACCCGUUGAAAUGAGUGGAAGUGAGUUGCAGACUUGGGUCCGUUCCUUGCAAUGGCUGGAUUUCGACCCAGGAGGGGCCAAAAUGAAAAAUAAAAAUCAUUUCUGCUUGCUUUUGUGGGGUGGGUGUGUUUGCACCCGUGUUCACACGUAUGACACACUCGUGACCCUCCCCCCUUUUUAUAUAUCCCUGCUAUAAACCUGUCUUUUGAUACGUGCUGGUGCAUAUUUGCCAAAAAUCGCCUAAAAUGCAUAUAUAUUGUCAUUUGCGUCGGGUUCCUUUGAUGGCACCAGACUAGGAUGUGUAAAAGGGGUGUGUUUAUAAAAGAGAUGCCUUCAGCCUAGAUUUGGUGUGUCCCCAAAAUACUUAUUGUCCCCGAAUAGCCCCCAUUUCCAUUUAUCCCACUGUUUAUGAACGGCGGGGGGGUCUAGAAAAACCACACUCUGAAAUUACCCACUUACAAUUUGAGAUAUUUGGUGAGAAUAUUUAUGUGGGUCCUUGCAUGGGGUGGCUGGUGUUUUUUUCCGGGGGGGGGGCAUAUUUUUCAUACCUAUUCCCCCCCCCAAGGAAAAAAAUAUCUCCCGGCCUCUUUUUGGGGGGUUCCCACAAAAGGAUUUGUCUGGAGCAUAGCUGGAAAUUCUCAAUGUGGCCCCCAAAUCUACCUGCCCCCCCCAAUCCUGGCCUGGCCUUCUCCCUCCUGUCCUUUGUUCGGAAGUUUGAUUCUUGCAAUUGCAGGACGCGCCCCCCCCCCCGCCAGCAUACUCCAUCUCUGUGCAAACCGUAGCUGCUUAAAAAUAAAUAAAUCAAUAUUUGAGCAUCCCUACGUUGCAGGGAAUCUGAAACAUUGUAUUCUCAUUUUAUUAUUUUGUAAUUAUGCAGAGGAUUUGUGGAAGUCUAAUUGCAACAGUAGCUUAUAAGGGCCAGGCUGGGGGGGGCGCGUCCCUCCUCCUCCUCCUCCUCUCUCUCCCUUUGUUUAACAAAAUCUCAGCUUUGUUAGGGUAGAGAGAGACAGAUCAGUUCCUAAGAUGCAAGGAAGCAGUUGCCUUUAUCUGAGGAGCCCUUGAGGGGGAAGGAAAUCUCCCCCCCAUUUGUCUAUCUUCCCUCCCACCCCCUGUCUGAUCUGCUUUUUAUUUUAUUUUUUAAUGCAUAAAUCCAAAAAAAAUAUAUGCAUUUUUAUGGUCUCCCUUCUUCACACAACUAGGUAAAAACGGGGGACAGUUCAGACUUAAAAAUCAGGGAACAGUAAUGUCAUUUUAUUCUAUAUUUUCCCCUUUAGGUACUGGGCCUUGCAAUAUAAUAUGGGGGGGGGAGCCCCUCUUUUUACAACCAUAAAUUUAUCGCUUGCUGUCUCUCCCCUUGGAAAAAUAUGGCUAUUUCUCUCUUCAGAUACAAUGGGGGGUUUUUUUGCAAUGAAUGAAUGGAUAAAAUAAUCUACCCAGAUCUGUCGCUGAAAUCGUCUGGCAGAGUGGGUAUGUGCAAAGAGAUAGUUGCUUGACGGAUGACUGCGGAAUACCAGCUGCCCUGUGUCUGGGGAGGGGGGAGAGACUGACUUAUUAUAUUGUGUUUACAUAAAAGGAGCGGAAAGGGGGAGAGGCUGAAGGAAGACACUCCCCAUUCCCCAAAAAAGAGAAAUACUGGAAAGAUGAAUAAUCAGAGGUUCUGUGUUCUGAAAGCAAUUUAAUUACCAUUUGUAUUUUUUUAAAAAAAAGUAACAAUGCUUUAUCCCUCCUCCCUCCCUCUGUUUCUCUCCCCCCUGCUCACCCCCCAAAAAUAUCCUUUUAGUCGACUUAAUUCGGGCAAACUUCAAGAUCUGGGUGUUGGAGACGGGAGCAAGUUGACUCUGGUGCCAACGGUGGAAACUGGCUUAAUGGUAAAUAAAUUUCAUUUCUUAUCUCCCUAAGCUUCAGGAGGAGCCCAAGAUGUGGCGCCCACCGGGUGCUUUGAACUAUAACUCCCAUCCGCUGCAACUGGGUGUGUGUGAAUGGCCAAUGAUUAUGGGAGUUGUAGUCAGAAGGCAUUGAGUAUGGCGAUGGAUGCCUUAGUCAUCCUCUAAGGCAGGCAAACUCCAGAUGUUUUGGGACUACAAUUCCCAUCGUCCCUGACCACUGCUCCUGUGAGCUAGGGAUGAUGGGAGUUGUAGUCCCAAAACAUCUGGAGGGCCGAGUUUGCCUAUGCCUGCGCUAAGGAACCACAGCUAAAAGAAUCCCUGGCAGACGGCUACCCAAACUCUGCAGAAACUAGUAAAAUUCUGCGUGCUUUUUAGGUCUGGCCCUGCACACCUCUGCCAUGCGGCCCCCGGAAGAUUGGCCCUGGGCCUAUUAGUCCCCCGGCUAGGAAAAGGUUCCCUAACCUUUAAUUUAAUUUUUGGAGCCCCUCUGCAAGCUAACAGGUCACUCAAAGGCAGCCGGUGGGGGGGUGAGGAGAUAAGUUAGCCUCCCCUUGGGCUCUUUCCCUUCCUGCUUGCCUAGAGGCGAUUCGGAAUGCUCUGUAGGUGACUAAUAAUAAUAAUAUAAUAAUAAUUUAUUAUUUAUAACCCCGCCCAUCUGGCUGGGCUUCCCCAGCCACUCUGGGCGGCUUCGCAAAGAAAAAUUUAAAAUACUGUAAUACAUCAAACAUUAAAAGCUUCCCUAAACAGGGCUGUCUUCAGAUGUCUUCUAAAAGUCUGGUAGUAGUUGUUCUCUUUGACAUCUGGUGGGAGGGCGUUCCACAGGGCGGGCGCCACCACCAAGAAGGCCCUCUGCCUGGUUUCCUGCAACCUCACUUCUCGCAGUGAGGGAACCGCCAGAAGGCCCUCGGCGCUGGACCUCAGUGUCCGGGCAGAACGUUGGGGGUGGAGACGCUCCUUCAGAUAUCCUGGACUAGGCAAAGUGUCGAUUUUUGGAAAAAGAGAUUUAUCUUAUUUUCCUUGUUUCUCCUCCAAAAAACCCACCUUCUACAGUCGCAAGCAUCCAGACCGGAGCAGUCCGUAAUGCAAGCGUUGGAAAGUUUAACAGAAACUCAGGUAAGGACACUUUUGGCUCGGGACGUGUGUGUGUGUGUGUGUGUGUGUGUGUGUGUGAAAAUUUCUCCCAAAAUCUUAUUUUGUUCCAUUGCCUGAAAUCGCCCUGCGAGGACCACAGGGCUUGGUCAGUGGCACGCUGCCUCAGCCCUGGUGACCUCCAGAUCUGGAAAUACCUAGUUUUCCUAAAGAAUUUGACCCUCCCUGUGUAUUUAAAAGAAGGAUUUCAAAAGAAAAACGAGCUCCGCUUCUGCCUUUGGGUAAAACUUCCUCCUUUCCUUUCGGAUCACUUCCCUGAUCACCACCGUAUUGAUUUGGGAACUUUAGUGCGCUUAAUUUUGUACCUCGAUUGUACAUCUUUUCUUUUCCCCAAUCAUCUGUGGUCCAGGACAUCUUCGGCCCCGUGUGUAUUUUAUUUUAUUUAUACAUUCAACGUAUCUUUAAUACAUCUUUAAUUGUCGCCAUUUAUCUUACUUCCCUCCCCUCCGUGAGGGUCUUAAUUUAUUCCUUGUUAAAUUGCAUCUCCUUAAUGACCUUUAAUGUACGUAUUUUAUGUACGCUGUGCUAUUUUUACCUGUUAGCCGGCUUUGGUCGGGGAGGGCGGGAUAAAAAUAAAAAAUUAUUAUUAUUAAAGCACUAUCUUGACACUUUAAAGCAGUCGCUUCCCCAUAAAAUCCUGGGAGUUAUAGUUUCAGGGUGCUGAGAGAGCGCUGCAAUUCCCAAGAUGGUUAAACAGCCCAUUCCUCUUUGUAGGGGAACUCUGGGAAUUGCAGUUUUCUGGUGGGAACAGGACGCCGCCUAACGACUCUCAGCCCCCUGAAACUACAGUUCCCAGAAUCCUUUGUGCACCGUGACUGCUUUAAAUGUGGCGCGAUGGGACUUGAGAAGGGGGAGUGUCUGCUUUGUAUGAUCUCAUUUUUUGCGAGGCUUAAAGGCCAUAGAGUUGAAGGAGGAAGUAGGAAAGAGUGCCGCUCUUUCCCACUUCCUCUUUCAUCUCUAUGGGCUUUUCGAGGCUUUGGAUGAAUUGCACCAAAUCUGAAUUUUCGUUUUAUUUUCGCCUGCUCUGGUGGAGGGAGGGCAGAAGGGGCUAGAGGGAGGUGUUGCCGUGGGGCUUGCUCUAAAAAUGCAGAUGCGUCUGUGGGGGCCUGAUAAGUUGGCAACCGCUGCCUUUAGAGAGAACCUAGAAGCCUAGCCUUUUGAUGGAUUUAACUGAAUCCUGUAAGGGAAACUUGUGACUUUUAAAGGUGUGGAAUUGUCUCCCACAUUACGAUGGGCUUUCAAAGCUGGGGGGUUCAGGACCCUUGGAAAGCCAGGGUUGUCAUUGAUAAUAAUAAUAAUAAUAAUAAUAAUAAUAUUUGAGAAGUCUUCAAGGAAGGCUGCUUAACACUGAUUUGGCUUGGUAAUCCUUCAAAGCUAGAAGAAAAAGGCAGCGGGAUGAGGGUCUCUCGGCUAUAGGUCUACUCUGAGUAGGGCUAACAUUGCACAUGGCUCAUGGCAGUCUAAAUUACCUAAAUGAGUCCUGAUCUGUUGGUCUUCCGGGGCGAAUGAAUCUAAAAUGCUCUCAAAAGAAAAUUGUGGUGGCUGGCCAGGAAUUGGGCCAAGGGGGUGGGUGGGAAACAUCUCCCCUUUAUUGCCCCCCCCCUUGCAAGCAAAGAAGUUCCCUUCAUCUGCCAGCUGCCACAGUUUCAUAUCUCUGGCUUUGUCCUUCGCCAUUAGUCUGCUAGCCACAGAAAUGAACGAACAGAACCGGCCGCAAUUUAAAACACAUCACAAAAGGAAAAAGCAUUGGGGAGGGAAGAGGAAACCAAGCGGGCACCGAUUCUUAAAAUGGUUGUGGUCCCGUUGAACUUAAUGAACAAGGUGAACUGGGGGGGGUGUCCAUUAAUUCCGGGGGUGGGGGCAGCCUACCCUGAGUCCAACAUAGCUGAAUGAAAACCGAUUGUCUUUAUAAUCCUCAUGUGAUCAAAACGAGCGUUUUGAUAAUGUGAUUUAAAAUCAAGGUGUGAGCCCCUUUCCAGUCGUCCUGUCCCCCCCGCAGCCCCAAUAAGUAAAAAUAAGCAUUCUCACAAUAGCAAAGCGGAUGCCUGUCAUUUAAUUCCAAUAGACCCACAACUUGUAGUAAUCACCCAGUUUGGGGUGGUUUUUGUUGUUGUUUGCGAUUAUUCCCCAACACCAGAUUCACCAGAGCAUUAUAUCACUUUUAAGGCGCCUUGAAUUUACUACGUGGUGCCCAGGGUUUAAAAAAACUAAAGGUAAAGGGACCCCUGACCGUUAGGUCCAGUCGUGGCUGACUCUGGGGUUGUGGCGCUCAUUUCGCUUUACUGGCCGAGGGAGCCGGCAUACAGCUUCCGGACUAAGCCGCUUCUGGCGAACCAGAGCAGCGCAUGGAAACGCUGUUUACCUUCCCGCCGGAGCGGUACCUAUUUAUCUACUUGCACUGGCGUGCUUUCAAACUGCUAGGUGGGCAGCAGCAGGGACCAAGCAACGGGAGCUCAUCCCGUCACGGGGAUUCGAACCGCCAACCUUCUGAUCUGCAAGUCCUAGGCUCUGUGGUUUAAUCCACAGCGCCACCUGCGUCCCUUAAAAAAACUAGGCCCACGUUUAUUUAUUUUUUUAAAUGAAUGUAUACUAGGGCAAUGUUGUGGGACGGCCACUUUAUUAUUAUUAUUAUUUUGUCUCCUGCCCCAGCGCAGAUAGGCUUUUGGCUGGCGGGGGGGGGGAGAGAUUUGGGGUGCAGAGUAGCAGCAAGGGGGGGGUUGAAAGAGUCCAAUUUCUCCUUCCUCUCCCCCCCCUCCACCCCACAGCCUGAUCAUUAUAUGGAGAAGAGAGGGGCGGGGAAUUUUUAUUUAUUUGAUGCGCUCUCUCUCUCUCGGAGCCUCGGGAAGAGGCAAGGCUGGAAUUUGAGGGGGGGGUUGGCCUAUUGAUGGCAAGGGGGGGUUCACACCAGGAAUGCAUGCAUUUUUUUGUGGAGGGGAGCUGAGCCGAGUGGCAGCCGGCCAUCUGUUUCUGGUGGGGCUGGCUUUGAUUAUUCUGGCUGCUGCGAAACCCACAUUCCUUCCUCUUUGUGGAGACUUUUCUCUUGGUAGCAAAAAAAUGUAUUGGGGGGGGGUUGGGGGGGGAAGAAGCGUGCAAAAUCUGGUUGCGGGAGGGUGGCCGGGUUUAAAGACUUGCCCUUGGCUUCCUCUGAAGUUUUGAUGCUAGCCUGGCAUUUAUUUCGAAGUUCUUCUCCAUUGAAGUGAAUGGGUCUUAGUUGUGUCACGAUGGCUGUACUGAAUCAGGCCCAGUGGUUUUGGCGCAGAAUCCUGGCCAGCCACAUGCUUUCCCUUUAAUUUCGAGCCUGCGCUACUUGCAAUCUUGUAUGCAUUUAGUGCACGUUAUUUAUUUUAUUUUAUUUGUAUGCUGGGUCUGACUGGGUUUCCCCAGCUACUCUGGGCGGCUCCCAACAGAAUAUUAAAAACACGACAAAACGUUAAAAACUGCCUUAAACUGCCUUCAGAUGUCUCCUAAAAGUCAGAUAGUGGUUUAUUUCCUUGACAUCUGACAGGAGGGCGUUCCACAGGGCGGGUGCCACCACCGAGAAGGCCCUGUGUCUGAUUACCUGUAACCUCGCUUCUCGCAGGGAGGGAACCGUCCUAAGGUCCCAGGCUGGGUGUCAGCAUUAAAGCACAACUUUUUAAAACAACUUUGCGACCGGGAAAAUUACCAUUUCGUGCAUCUCUCUUCGUAAAUAUUCAUUCUCUGUUUAGUAAAUAAAUAUUAUUCAUCGCCAUCUUCGUAUUGUGAAAUGUUGCGUUGUUUUUAAUGUUGUGAACCGCUCGUGAGAUCUAUGGGGCCCUAAAGAAAUUUAAUAAGUAAUAAAGCUCCCUAGAAUCUGUCAUAUGUCCACUGUAUAUGUGUGUAUGUGCAUGUAUAUACCGUAUUUUCCGGCAUAUAAGACGACUGGGCGUAUAAGACGACCCCCCAACUUUCCCAGUUAAAAUAAAGUUUGGGACAUACUCGCCAUAUAAGACUACCCCUCUUCCAACGCACACCAAAUAAAAAUUUAAAAAAACCAGUCUCCAGUCCGGCUCAGAAAUCCGCUCCACUUCCCAGUGGCCGGGGGCUUCUGGGGCCAAUUUUCAAGCGUAUUUCUGCUUCAUCUAGAGAGCUUGGGGUCCUCUGAUUUAAUUUGCGGUCGUUUUAUCCUUUGGUGGGGAGCUGCUGCCGGAGCUGCUGCUGCUGUAGCCGGCGUAUAAGACGACCCCCGACUUUUGAGAAGAUUUUCCUGGGUUAAAAUGUAGUCUUGUAUGCCAGAAAAUACAGUAUACCUAAAUAUCUCUAUUUAUAUGGCAAGCUCUGCGCCUGAAGGCUUGCAAUCUUUAUGAAUAUUAUUUAAAAACAAACACACACACACACACACGAGAGGAAAGAGAGUUGGGGAGGGAAGAGGAAACCAAGCAAACUCAAGGCACCAAACUGCUUCUGUGUUCUUCCUAGGACAGGGAAAUGGCGGGGGGGUGAACCUCUCCUCUCCCCCACUCCCCCUAGCAAACCUCUUAUUUGCCUAGCUUUUCCACAGAAGGGAACACCCAGUUACUGUCCGGGUAUUUACUUGGGGUGGGGAACAGAGUCACAAAACCAGGAAGCCCCACCUCUCAUUCAUCCUGCGACUGUUCUGCUCGCCUCAAACGGCUGCCCGUCUUCUUUCUGCUAAGAGCAGAAAGAUCUGCUUCCUCGAAUGUUUGGGGUGGGUCUUACGAAAGAUCUGACGCCCUUUCCUGAGAUCUGGGAGCAGGGCGGGGGGCUGAAAUCUCUCGCUUCCGUUCGUUGAGAGACGGGUGGGUGUGUUUUAUUUAAUUACUGUUGCUGCGUUCUCCAAAGCAGCGCUCCCCCACAACAAACCUGCGAGGUAGAUUAGGCUGGAGGGGGUGCAAUUGUGGGGGGUGGGGUUUGAACCCCUGUCUCCCACGGGUUCCCCGCCCUCGAUGAAUCGCCUGCGAGGUCGGCCGGGCCGAGAUAGCCAACGCCUGCCCUGAGGUCACCCAUUCAGCUCCAUGGCCAAGUGAGGAUCAUAGCUGUCAAGCGUCCCUUAUUUGGCGGGACAGUCCCUUAUCCCAGGGCCAUAUCCCGCUGCUGUCCCUUAUUGAUGAUGUCCCUUAAAUAAGCUACUGAAGGUAACGGGGCCCUUUCUAUGUCCAGCUGUCCUUUGUCAACAACAAAUUGUUGCUGUUUUUUUGUGUUGAAUAUAUGCUAUAUGGUAAUUAAUGGACCUAAUAGGUAUCUAAAGCCAUUCGCAUGCAACAAAAUAUGUAUUUUAUCAAAGUAAUUGUUGAUCCCUUAUUUUGGCUGCUGAUCCCUUCUUUUCGAGGCUGCUGGUCCCUUAUUUUCAAAUCUGUAAGUUGACAGCUAUGGUGGGGAUUCGAACCCAGAACCUAGUAGUAGUAUUAUUACCCUGCUGAGAAUCUCCUUUUUACAAGCCUGUGUGGGUUUGCUCGGCCUGAAAUCAUAACCUCUCUUGGGUUGUGUUUUGGUUUUCGGGAUGGGCACCGUUUUUGGCGAUGUUGUUGGACUACAACUCCCAUCAUCCCUGAGAUCUGGCCUUGCUAGCUAGCUAGGGGCGAUGGGAGUUGUAGUUCAACAACACACAGGUUGAGAAAGGCUGGUUUGGACUGAGUAACGCUGUGCUAAACUUCCUGUUCCUCCCUGACGUUGAGUGUCGUUGUUUUUUGUGUGUGUUUAUUUGCUUUGCAAAGGGUGGGGUGGUCCAGGAAGUCUGUGGGGCGCCCCUCCAGUGAUGCGUGCCACCCUCCUCUCAGGGAGGGCGCCAACCGCCCGCCCGCCCCACCCACGGAGCGUGGCCGUGGUGCCACCCUCCCUGUGCGGCGGGGAAGCGGGCAAGGCGAGGGUUACCUCGGGCCAAGUUUUCUGAACACGUCGUCAGAGAAAGGAAGAAUUCCGUGUACUCUGAGUCAUCUCUGGUUUCUGGGAACUGGGGCUCAGCUCUUGAGCUGGAUUCAGAGGCAAUCAAUUUAUAUUUCUUCCUUCAGAAGGCUUUCUGAAUCCUAGCAGGAAAAUAAUAUUUUUCCCCCCUUUUCAGAUGGUUGGCGCAGAAGUACGUCUCUAUCUCUUUUUCUUUCUUUCUUUCUCUCUCUCCCGCCCUCAGCCCAAACCCAUUGCCAUCUCUCUAGAGAACAUGGAGUUGGGUUUCUGUGUGUGUGUAUCUUUUUCCCACCCACCCAGUUCCCUCCCAGAAGACUGUGCGAUUGUGAAACUUGCAUCCUCCGGCGCAGAUAACCCUCUGAGGUUAUGUUGCAAUCACUGUGACUGCAGGUUGUUGUUUUUUUAAAGUUCCCAGCCCCCCUCCUAGCUUGUGGAAAGGCUUAUCGGCGGCCUUGACGCGUUUGUCGAGGGCGGCAGGAUCCCUGAGCAUAUGCAGAGUGCAUUCCCCACCCACCCAGGGCGGGUGUGCAGUUGUGCAACUUCAUCCUCCAGAGCAGGUAACAGGUUUUGAGUUUUGAUUUCCCCCUCUGCUGUGUUUUGCAGAAAGGUUUCUCUCUGCUUCCAGGGCAGCAGGGUUUCUGAGCUUGCGCAGAGUUUCUUCCCCACCCCCUUGCCUCUGUCAUGAGCCUUUGGAGUGGGCGUUUUGCGUGAGGUGUGUACCUGUAUUUCACGUUACAAGUUGACAAGUUAAGAGACAUUUUGACCAGAGUGUGGGCUCAGCCUAGCCGCAGCCGAGUGGUAAAUCAGGUGUUUUGCACGUAGAAAGUCCCAGAUUCCGAUUCCCAGUAUCCUACAGGUAGACAAAAAUGAGCCAGGUAACAAAACAGCUUCCUGUCUUCCUGGCUCUAAACCAGGAAGUGGCAACAAUUCCUUAGAGCGCGCGCAGAGUGCCUGGCAACCAGAACCAGACCUACAGAGCUAAGGGAUUUAGGGAACUGCAUAUCCACACUGGAAGGUGCGACCUCAAGCCGUCUUCCUUCCCAUUUGUAAAAAAAAGUGGCACCUCUAUGAGCCCGCUAACUUUCCUCUUCCCUCCCCAGCGCUCUUUCCUUGCGUGGUACGUAUUUGAACGUAUUCGUUCGUAGAAUUGUAAAGUGCGAAGCAUACUGCUAGGUUCCUCUGGUCCAACCCUUUGCAAUGCCUCAGACCUGGGUAUGCUCCCCCCCCCCCCUUAAAAUGCCCCCCCCCAAAUUACCUGCAUUAGCGCUUUCUCUCUUUUAAACCAGGCCCAGUGAGGUAUAAAGUUGGCAUGUGAAUUGGCCAACCUGGUGUCGUCCUGGGACUCCCAGUUCCCACCCGCCCCUUGCCCCCAGGCCGGGAACUGUAGCGCGAAGCGCCUGGCGGGCGGUGUUGGGCGGGUGUCUUCAUCCGUGGUUCCUUUGACCCGUUGUCUCUGAUUCCAGGCUGGCAGAUCUACGCAGGAUCUGGCCCUUUCUUCUGCCUAUUUGUGUGUUUCUGUGCCUGCGUGCAGAUAAUUGGGCCCCUUCCUCCUUUCUCUGUUUCUUUCGUUCUCUCUCUCUUUCCAAAGAAGCGAGCGCCAGGGGAAGAUUUUAUUUUUAGUCCUGCCAGGCUCCUGUGGCACGGAGGUGGCUGGUACUCAAGGCAGCCUCCGGUUAAUGACAGCGAAGGGCGCUCCAUCUUCAGCCUGGCCUCUGACGUCAGAGGAAACGCGAGGAGGAGGGCAGAGCGAGAGACGGGCUCUCUUCUGUGGCAGGGGCAGAGUGCCUUAAUGGUUGGAGCGCCAAGCGGAAAACAGAUGGCAGCUUUAAACAAAAAACUGAGGAGGGGGCGUUGAGCCUUAAGGGGGCUCUGAGCUCUGAGUCACGGGUGGGUUUAGUUUUCUCCCAGCUGGAGAGCCCUCCGUUCUUAUUUCAAAGAGCUGUGGAACUGGAAGGGGGAACCCCAAAGGCCAUCAAGCCCAACCCCUUGCAAGGCAGAAUUUUUUUUUUUGGUUUUUUGGCAUCAAAUGCAUGUAGAUUCUAAGCUAUUUCCCCCCGUACUGGUGCACAAUCCGGAAUUAAUUGGUGUUUGCUUGGCUCAUUCCUCCCUGUGCUAUACCCUCAGUCGCAGAGUCUGUGAAAUGGGUUUGCGAUAUCCUCUGAGGCUGCAGUGAUAUAAUGUGCGGUCGUUAUUUCAUUUGUUCUCCUACGGCUUCACGUUGUUGGAAUGCUUUCUGGUCAAGUUUAUGGCCCUUGCGAUUUGCGGUGGGGUGUGUGUGUUGCUUUUGUAUUUUUCAACGGCUGGCUUUUGUGGGGGGGCCACAAAAUAGGUCUCUGCAUUUCUUGACCUCCCACGUUCCCCUGGUGCCUAGUUUCUAUAAUAAACAGAUAAUCUGUUUACCUGGGGGGUGGGAGGCAGAAUAAACCCCCUCCACAAAAUUUACCCCCCUUUUUGCCAGGGGGACAGUGUACUUGAAAUCCCAGCAGAGGGGCUGCUCACGAAUUUACAGCGGUGAGGGGGGCAGAGAGAAUUUAUCCUUGCAGGAAAGGCUCCCCCAGACCUUUUCUGCGUAUGGAAAUUGCCAUCUGGGCUGGCGUGAGGCUUUUGAGAACAAAGGAGCUCACUCCAUUCAUCUGGUGGAGCGAUAUUAAAUUUUUUUGGGGGGGGGAGCCUUAAAAAAAAGCAUUUUUUUUUUUCCUGAUGGGAAGAUUCUCUUCCAGCUGCGUGCGACAGACGCCCCCACCCCUCCGCUGUUUAAUCAAAAUCAAUAAUAAAUAUUGCUUGCUGCCUAUUGCGCGGUGAUGGGUGGUUGUUUUUUUUAUAACCUGGCGGGUGUCCAGCGGUCUUUUGUGCCGCCGGUGGGGGCGGUUGCUGCAGGGAGAGACACACAGACCGGGAGUCGUGACUUGCGGCCGGCGGAUUGGGGGCGCGCGAGGGUGCCUUUGACGGCAGAGGCUCCUCUGCGGCUGGGCUGGUUUUGGAAUUUCGUGACUGGCGCAGGCCGGGGGGGGGGAGAGGAAUGCCAGACGCCUGGAGCUUUGGAGAACGCGGCUUCUUCCCUCUCUGCCCCCCCCCCACAGCUCUCCAGACUUGGGGGGAGGAGCAAAGGCCAAAUUUCUAGUCCUGUAGAUCUGCCCUGAGUCACCUCAAACCCUCGUCGGAGGGCACGAGGUUGUCAUAGAUCAGGGGUCAGCAAACAUUUUCAGCAGGGGGCCGGUCCACUGUCCCUCAGGCCUUGUGGGGGGCCGGACUAUAUUUUGCAAAAAAAAAUAAUGAACGGAUUUCUAUGCCCCACAAAUAACCCAGAGGUGCAUUUUAAAGAAAAGGACACAUUCUACUCGUGUAAAAACACACUGAUUCCCGGACCGUCUGCGGGCCGGAUUGAGAAGGCAAUUGGGCCGGAUCCAGCCCCCGGGCCUUAGUUUGCCUACCCAUGUCAUAGAGGCAAGCAUUUGUUCUGGCCCUGAUGGAAGACACCAUCCUUCGCACUUGCAGAUAGACUGCCCUUUUGCAUGGCUGUUCCAUAUACUAGCUCCAAAUAAUUCGGUUGGAGGGGGGGUUGCUUGUGAGUCGCCUCCCCCUCCCUUGCUUCAUUCUUGCUGCAACCCUGGACUGGUUUGUUUGAGAGGCUCUGAGCUUCAUGGCUGUGGGGUGGGGUCUGAGUUCGAAUUCUCCCUUCCAGAGGCACCAUGGGGGUCAUCUGGUCCAACUCCCCUGCAAUGCAGGAGACAGAGCCCCCCCUCAAAGAUACCUGGGUUUCAGUGCAAGCAGUAUUUCCACAUACCCUUCUUGUGGCAGUGAGUUCCGUAGGGUAAUUACCAGAACAGGCGUGUUUUGCCCUCUUCUGUUUUGCCCCACAUCCCUGGUAGCAAUGUGGCGCAUUGCGGCGACCAGGAAACCCAGUCUCUGCCCUCGAGGCGCUUACAGUCUUGGGUUCCGGCUGCGAAUGAAGGCAGGAAGAGUGACGGAGGACUUACGUCUGCAAUCUUCGCUUCCCUGGGGAUAAGAAUGCUUACUCUACACUAGCUAGCGGGGCUGCACUCUGCACAUGCUCAGGAACCCCUUGACAUCACCAUUCCUGGGUAUUUCAGCCAGUGUUGGUGAAGAGAGUAGAGAAACAGUUACCAGGUCUGAAUAUGCAUGGUUUGUUAAAUCAAUGUAUAUUUUUUUAACAAACUGGCGGUUUUUUUGCUUGAUGCUUUCGACAUGUGUUUUGUUUACGGCGCUGUUCCUGCAGAAGAGAGCAGCGUUGAGGUCCGUCCCACUUCUUCCGUGUUUAGAUGCCUUCUAACCUUUCGAAAAUAAUAAUAAUUUGCGUGCUAGAGGCUGUUCAGGUCUGCUUCCUGCAGGUAGCAGCCCUCUAAACCUCACUCUGCUCAACUUCCCGGCUGUCCGAAACUCAACUUCGCUGCUUUGCGCCCACUGCCUGCAUCCGGUCCCCCUCAGUUCCCACGAGUUUCUCAGAAACUUCGAAGCCGGGGGGUGGGGGGUGUUGUCUUCCAUUUCUUCUGUGUGUGUAGAUGGGGCACGCACAGUUGUGGGGGGAGGUCUAGGGUGUCUAGAGGAUCCCAGCAGGUGCUGGGGGGGUUGGAGUCGAUCAGGGUCACGGAUGACGCAAAGAGCAUUUUUUGGGUGCGCUUAGAUUUUUAUUAUGGGACGUAUGUGGCGCUGUGGGUUAAACCACAGAGCCUAGGGCUUGCCGAUCAGAAGGUCGGCGGUUCGAAUCCCCGCGACGGGGUGAGCUCUCGUUGCUCAGUCCCUGCUCUUUCCAACCUAGCAGUUCGAAAGCACGGCAAAGUGCAAGUAGAUAAAUAGAUACUGCUCCGGCGGGAAGGUAAACAGCAUUUCCGUGCGCUGCUCUGGUUCGCCAGAAGCGGCUUAGUCCUGCUGGCCACAUGACCCAGAAGCUGUACGCCGGCUCCCUCGACCAAUAAAGCGAGAUGAGCGCCACGACCCCAGAGUCGGUCACGACUGGACCUAAUGGUCAGGGGUCCCUUUACCCUUACCUAGAUUUUUAUUACUUUUCUCUCUCCCUUUUGCUGACAUUUCUGCAGCAGCAAGAAAGGAGAAUUCCUCUCCUUCUGUGUGCAUUGCAAAAAAUUUCGGAAGCGUCGGUUGAACAACUAGGCAGCAAGAAAAACAGAAGGGAAACUCUGUUCCUAAAACCUCCACUGCCUUUGCAGGAGGAAUAAACUCCACAAAUCUCUAAGGCAGGAGUCAGCAAACCUUUUUCCAAAUCAAAUAUCCUUUAUUAGGCAUAGCAAAGCACACAUUAUCAAACAGACACAGCAAACUUUUUCAGCAGGGGGCCGGUCCACUGUCCCUCAGACCUUGUGGGGGGCCGGACUAUAUUUUGAAGGGUGGGGGAAUGAACGAAUUCCUAUGCCCCACAAAUAACCCAGAGAUGCAUUUUAAAUAAAAGCACACAUUCUGCUCAUGUAAAAACACCAGGCAGGCCCCACAAAUAACCCAGAGAUGCAUUUUAAAUAAAAACACACAUUCUGCUCAUGUAAAAACACCAGGCAGGCCCCACAAAUAACCCAGAGAUGCAUUUUAAAUAAAAGCACACAUUCUACUCGUGUAAAAACAUGCUGAUUCCCGGACUGUCCGCAGGCCGGAUUGAGAAGGAGAUUGGGCCGGAUCCGGCCCCUGGGCCUUAGUUUGCCUACGCAUGCCCUAAGGCGUUUUUGGAAAGGGACGCUGCGGCUCAUCUAGCCCAACCCGCCUGCAACGCGAGAACCUUUUGCCCCACGUUGGACUCGAACCCAGAACUCUGGAAUUAGAAGCGUCUCGUGGUUUUAAAAACCCACCCACUUCGCGGCUGCUUUGCAGACCCUUAUCUCAGUGGCAGCAUGGAAGGGAGGAAGCACCAGAUUAUUAUUCAGUUUGCUUCUCAUACCCUUUACCUUCUUAAGUUGGCGAGGACGAAAUGUCUAGUUAUGUUCUUUUAAAAGACUCCUCCCUAGACCAGCGAACCCCACCUGCUUAAGCAAAUAUUUACUGCUGUCUCCCCACACCCUCCCCUCCCGGGGACCAGGGCUUGUUCUGGGACUUCCCCACCCAAAUCCCAGCAGAUUGCACAGGUGUGUCGGGUAUUAUGGUCUGCCCACGGUGGUGAUUGACUGCGGUGAGGUGGAAAAUGGGCGGUGGGGGCCUGUGUUUUGAGAAACCCGGCCCUCCAAUCUGCUGGCUUUCUCCACCACCCCAAUGGAGCGUCAGCCCCCAGCAGGCAGAAAUCCGUCAGGUGCAGCUGCUCCCAAACUCGGAAUGACGGACGGCAGAGCUGCACCUGUUGAACAGGCUGCCUGCCACGGGACCCAGUCUUUGAACUGUGAGUGGUGGGGUUUCGGCGUGAGGACUGUGCUCUCAUCCUCUGCUGGAAACCUGGGCCAAGGGGAAACUGUUCCUAGGUUGCUGUUUUUGUAAGGACUGGAGGAGGCAUAAUAAUAAUAAUAAUAAUAAUAAUAAUAAUAAUAAUAAUAGUAUUUUUUAAAAUUAGUUGUAUCCCGCUCCCCCAACUGAGGCCAGGCUCAGAACAGCUAACAUCAUAAAAACAACACAAUACGCAUAAAAACAGACCCCGUAUUUUUUAUCAUAAUUACCGUAUUUUUUGCUCCAUAAGACUCACCCUUUCCCUCCUAAAAAGUAAGGGGAAAUGUGUGUGCGUCUUAUGGAGCGAAUGCAGGCUGCGCAGCUAUCCCACAAGCCAGAACAGCAAGAGGGAUUGCUGCUUUCGCUGCCCAGCGAUCCCUCUUGCUGUUCUGGCACCUGAGAUUCAGAAUAUUCUUUUUCUUGUUUUCCUCCUCCAAAAACUAGGUGCGUCUUGUGGUCUGGUGCGUCUUAUAGAGCAAAAAAUACGGUAGUUAAAAAGUAAGACUGUAGCUGUGAGCUGCCUCUGAAACCAGGCUUUUCCAGGUAGCUGCUCACCUAUGGCGAGUCGGGCUGUGUCUCCAGGCGACUAUGCAGAAGUUUUUAAAAAAAUUCUCCCCUGUUCUUCGUUUGGAGAAUUCGGAGUAUGCGGGGAGAGAGAGCAGGGAACCAGCAAAAACAGACUCUGAAUCCUGAACCCGUUUCCGUUUUGAGGUUUGCAGCCCUGAGGUCUAGCAACUUGAUUUUCAUUCGCUCCCCAAGUAAAUUUGUUAUCGGACGCUGCUCUGGGACUGAAUGUGAGGAGCGUAUCGAAAUCCAUUAAUCCACUACAUAUGUUUGGAAGCCGGGUUGCUUUUUGUCUGUUCGCUACGGAUCUGGGCACUUUUUGAGAUAUCGUAGAUGUGAGUUUUCACAACUGCUCAAGGAGUUUUGUCCAUUUGCAUGCAGCUGGGGACCAUUUCGACUCAAGAAAGCGAGACGAACCUUUAGAAACGACUCGAUUUUGACCCCACAAUCUCAAAAGGGGCUGGUUUUGACCACUGAUUCCAAAACUGCAUGGAAUCUGACGACUUGAUCUCAAAACAGCACUGAUUUUAACCUUGUGGCUUCCAAACUGUGGUUAUUUUGGCCACUUGGCCCUAUAACUGGGCCAAUUUUGACCCCUUGAUGUCAGGGUGGAUUUGAUUUAAAUCUAAUCGAUUUAAAUCAGGAUUUAAAUCCCUAGUCAGUAAGACUUGAUUCUAAUCACUAGUCAGUAGGACAAUUUAAAUCUCUUUUUUAACAGAAAGACUCAUUCUUGCUGGCAAAAUCUUAAUUUUUACAACCAGAUGAAGGUUUCAUUUUUGGAAUAAAAAAAUUUCAGAGUAGUUUUUACAGUUACAUCAAAAAUGACUGAUUUACUAUUAGAAAUACAUAGGUUAUUAUGAAAUUAUUGCGCAGUUUAAUAAGUUAACUGUUUGUAUUUGGACAGCUUUUCUGCUGUACUUCAUAGGAAGGAGAAAAAUAAUCAUUUCCUUAAUAACAAUUGAAACAAUUUAUUUAACCAAAGCGGUAACAUUAUAGCUAUGUAUCCAUGUUUGUUAAGUGAUGUGGUUAAAUGGGUUUAAAAGGCAACAAGAAGCAAACUUGGACUGAGUUUUAGCACACAUGAAAAAGUUAAAACGUUUCCUGAUGUCGAAACAAAAUUAAAAAAUUCCUUCCAGUAGCACCUUAGAGAGCAACUAAGUUUGUUACUGGUAUGAGCUUUCAUGUGCAUGUACACUUCUUCAGAUACAAUGAAACAGAAGUCACCAGUCUGAAGUUUGAAGAAUUGUGCAUGCACACGAAAACUCAUACCAAUAACAAACUUAGUUGCUCUCUAAGGUGCUACAGGAAGGAAUUUUUUAAUUUUGUUUCAAAUAUGGCAAACCGACGCGGCUAUCUACCUGUAACAUUUCCUGAUGAAUAGCCUUUGGAGUAUAAUGUAACUUAAACAGAAAACUAUCUUUUAUUUUAGAAAUCUGACUGAAAUAAUAAAAAAAAAAUCUGAUUUAAAUUUUAAAAAUCCUAUUUCUUUUGAGUUUUACCCACCCUGCUUGUAUGGAGGCGGUUGGAGGAUAGAUGCGGCUAACAGAUUGAGGUUGAAUCCUGACAAGACAGAAGUACUGUUUUGGGGGGACGGGGUGGGUGGGUGUGGAGGACUCCUUGGUCCUGAAUGGGGUAACUGUGUCCCUGAAGGACCAGGUGCGCAGCCUGGGAGUCAUUCUGGACUCACAGCUGUUCAUGGAGGCGCAGGUUAAUUCUGUGUCCAGGGCAGCUCCACCUGGUACGCAGGAUGAGACCCUCCCUGCCUGCAAACUGUCUGGCCAGAGUGGUGCAUGCUCUGGUUAUCUCUCGCUUGGACUACUGCCAUGCGCUCUAUGUGGGGCUGCCUUUGAAGGUGACCCGGAAACUGCAUUUAAUCCAGAAUGCGGCAGCUAGACUGGGGACUGGGAGCGGCCGCCAAGACCACAUAACACCGGUCCUGAAAGACCUACAUUGGCUGCCAGUAGUUUCCGAGCACAAUUCAAAGGGUUGGUGCUGACCUUGAAAGCCCUAAAUGGCCCAGUAUCCCUGAAGGAGCGUCUCCACCCCCAUCGUUCUGCCCGGACACUGAGGUCCAGCGCCGAGGGCCUUCUGGCGGUUCCCUCCCUGCGAGAAGCCAAGUUACAGGGAACCAGGCAGAGGGCUUUCUCGGUGGUGGCGCCCGCCCUGUGGAACGCCCUCAUGUCAGAUGUCAAAGAGAAAAAGAACUACCAAACUUUUAGAAGACAUCUGAAGGCAGCCCUGUUUAGGGAAGCUUUUAACGUUUAAUAGGUUAUUGUAUUUUGUAUUACAUUGGUACCUCGGGUUAAGUAUUUAAUUCGUUCCAGAGGUCCGUUCUUAACCUGAAACUGUUCUUAACGUGAAGCACCACUUUAGCUAAUGGGGCCUCCUGCUGCUGCCGCACCACCAGAGCACGAUUUCUGUUCUCAUCCUGAAGCAAAGUUCUUAACCUGAAGCACUAUUUCUGGGUUAGCGGAGUCUGUAACCUGAAGCAUAUGUAACCCGAGGUACCACUGUACCAAACUUUUAGAAGACACCUGAAGGCAGCCCUGUUUAGGGAAGCUUUUCAUGUUUAAUAGGUUAUUGUAUUUUAGUGUUUUGUUGGAAGCCGCCCAGAGUGGCUAGGGAAACCCAUCCAGAUGGGCAGGGUAUAAAUAAUAAAUUCUUAUUCUUAUUCUUAUUCAACGAAGUGCUUGUGGGUUUUUUCCUCCCCUUUCUGCGAAUUCCGAGAUGUGAGAAUGAAUCUGGUUUGUUUUGAUUUUGAUACCUGCCUCCUUUCCGCCUCCGCCUCUCACUUCCUCCUCUUCUUCCCUCCCCAGGUAAACGACUUCCUGUCUGGAAGAUCCCCUCUCACCUUGGCCCUCCGCGUCGGGGAUCAUAUGAUGUUCGUUCAGCUGCAACUGGCGGCCCAGCAGAACGGCGGACAGCUUCAGCACCGCCACCUCAUCGCCAGCCGCGGCGAACCCCCGGCCACUGCGCCCCCAGCCGGUCCCGACUGCCCCGCUCUCCACGGGGGCGGCCACGCCCCCCACUUCGCCCGGGUCCCCACCCCGCCCGCUUGCCAGGAAAGCCCCGCCUCCCCGCCGCAGGCCCCGCCCACGUACUGUAGCUCCACCCACCCGACGCCCGUCACCGCCGGCAUGUUCCGCUCGCACGGGGCCCAGGCGAGCGGCGGCGCGGGGAGCGCCUCAUCAUGUUCGGAGGUGAGUCGUGGUCUCGUCCGCGCCUAGUCCAAGCCAGCAGGAGACUCGAACCCAGAACCUGAGCCUCGUGUCUGAGCUAUUGCAAUGGGGGAUUGUUUUGGGGAAAUAAGGUUCUCACGGUCAGGGCCCUGAUGGGGUCUUAUCAUCCAUCGCCACAGGAAGAAACACCGUAUUUUUCGCUCUAUAAGACGCACCAGACCACAAGACGCACCUAGUUUUUGGAGGAGGAAAACAAGAAAAUAAAUAUUCUGAAUCUCAGAAGCCAGAGCAGCAAGAGGGAUCGCUGCGCAGUGAAAGCAGCAAUCCCUCUUGCUGUUGUGGCUUCUGGGAUAGCUGCGCAGCCUGCAUUCGCUCCAUAAGACACACACACAUUUCCCCUUAUUUUUUAGGAGGGAAAAAGUGAGUCUUAUAGAGCAAAAAAUACGGUAGAUAGGGAGCUCCUUUAUACAGACCACUAGUCCUUCUGCUUCUGUAUGGUCUACACUGAUUCGCAGCGUCUCUCCAGGGAUGUUCCUGGCCCUAUCUGCAGAGGAGUAAACAUUGGGAGGGGGCCUUCUAUAUGUAGGGCAGGUGUCCGGCCACCGAGCUGUGGCCCGUCACCAUUUAGGGCCAGAAAUCUGCCGCACGCCAAGUCAGAGCGUUGGUCCAUCUCAUUCAAUAAUGUCUGCACGGACUAGCAGCAGCUAUAAUAAAUAAUACAGUGGUGCCUCGCAAGACGAAAUUAAUCCGUUCCGUGAGUCUCUUCAUCUUGCGGUUUUUUCGUCUUGCGAAGCACGGCUAUUAGCGGCUAUUAGCGGCUUAGCGGCUUUAAGAAAAAGGAAACAAACUUGCAAGAACUCGCAAGACGUUUCGUCUUGCGAAGCAAGCCCAUAGGGAAAUUCGUCUUGCGGAACGACUCAAAAAACGGAAAACUCUUUCGUCUUGUGCGUUUUUCGUCUUGCGAGGCAUUCGUCUUGCGAGGCACCACUGUAAUAAUAAAUUUUAUUUAUAUCCCACCCUCCCCAGCCGAAGCCGGGCUCAGGGCGGCUAACAACAAUAAAACAGUACAACACAACACAACACUCUAAAAUCAUUCCUUAUAAAAUUAAUUCAAAUUAAACCACUGGCAACCAUUGGGCCAGAGCUCCGCGAAGAUUGCCAAAGGAGGGAGUCAGGCUGUGCCCUGGCCAAAGGCCUGGUGGAACAGCUCCGUCUUGCAGGCCCUGCGGAAAGAUGUCAAGUCCCGCAGGGCCCUGGUCUCUUGUGACAGAGCGUUCCACCAGAUCGGAGCCACAGCCGAGAAAGCCCUGGCUCUAGUUGAGGCCAGCCUAACUUCUCUGUGGCCUGGGACCUUCAAGAUGUUUUUAUUUGAAGACCGUAGAUUCCUCUGUGGGGCAUACCAGAAGAGGCGGUCCCGUAGGUACGAGGGUCCUAGGCAGUAUAGGGCUUUAAAGGUUAAAACCAGCACCUUAAACCUGAUCCUGUACUCCACCGGGAGCCAGUGCAGCUGGUAUAGCACCGGGUGAAUGUGAUCUCGCAGCGAAGACCCCAUAAGGAGUCUCGCCGCGGCAUUCUGCACCCGCUGGAGUUUCUGGGUCAGUCUCAAGGGCAGCCCCACGUAGAGCGAGUUACAAUAAUCCAGUCUGGAGGUGACCGUCGCAUGGAUCACAGCGGCUAGGUCAGGGCGAGAGAGAUAAGGAGCCAACUGCUUAGCUUGGCGGAGAUGGAAAAAUGCCGCCAUCGGGGGGGUUUAGAUCGAAGGCAGUUCCCAGAUCUCCCUGGAGAUUGAACUUUCAUUCAGAGCAAAUACUCUCCCAUUUGAACCCACAGCUUCUCUUGCCCUGGCACCAGAAAACCACAAUUUUGGCCUUAAUUCAAAUUAGACUUUCUUGGGGGGGCGGUUAAGAAAAAGCCUUUUCUGAAUAUGGUUUGAGGCAGGAAUUCGCAUCUCUAUCCAGGAGGUUUCUAAGCAGAAGUUGGGCGGACAUUUUUCAGGAAUUCGUUGUCUAUGAUUCCGGGGUUGGACUAGAUGACCGCGGGGUGUCCUUUCUGAAUCUUUGCACAGACUUCAAUUUUCACCCCUGCCCUCCUUUCGCAGGUCGACUGCGCCACACGGAGCAAACCUUCACCCAGCGCCAGCCCCGUUCAGCCUUCCCGACCCCGCAAACCCGGCGCUGUGAUCGAAAGCUUCGUGAACCACGCUCCGGGUGUUUUUUCGGGGACGUUUUCUGGUAAGUCUUCGUUGACCCUUAACUUCUCUUCCUCUGACCCCUCCGCCUUUCGUGGGAACAAAAUACGGCUUCGUGUUGCGGUGUGUGUGCAAGCUUCAGGAACAUCACAGGGCGCUUUUGCUGGCUGAAGAAGAGCCCUGUGGAGCCCUGAAGCUGGCGCAGGUCCAUGUGCCGUUUUUACAAUCGAAAAUGGACUGUGGGAGCCAACUGAUGGGUUUCUGUACAAAGCAGAUCUGAAUCUGAUCUGUGCUGGUUUUUGAUAAGAGAAAACCAAGUGAAUUUGCAGCUCAACAUUUCUAAAAAAUUGUAUCUGUUUGCCUGGAGCCUUCAAUAUACACCUUUAGGCACCAGACAAAAAUGUUCCCUUUUAACCAGGCCUUUGGUUAAUCUGAAUUACAUCCUAUGCCCUUCCAAAAUGUGGUUUUUUCCAGUGGGGGUGGGGGCUAUUGGGUGGUUAUUUUUAUUCUUAUUAGUUAUUUUGUGGUUUUAUAUCUUGAAUUUAUUAACUGCCCUGAGAUCCCUGGGUAUAGGGCGGUAUAUAAAUUCAAAUUAUUAUUAUUAUUUAUUUAUUAUUAAAUGGGCUUGUUGGUUGCGGUUUGGGAAAUCUGUGACACUCCAGCCCCUUCAAAGGAUGUUGCAGGACCCUGAUAAUAUCCACUAGUGGUUAGGGAUAAAUUGGGGUUCUAUUCUAGACUUAUUCAACUUUUGGUCCCUCAAACGUUGUUGGCUAAAUCUCUCACCAUGCCUAACCACUGCUUGGGGGUCGUGGGGUUUGUAGUUUGGAGAGCCAGGGUUGGAAUACUCUCUUGUCGUCCGGCAACAUUGAAGAGGGGGUUUUUAAUCAGAGGUUGGGACGGUCACCUGCCAGGAAGUACCUAUUUUUCGCUCUAUAAGACGCACCAGACCACAAGACGCACCUAGUUUUUGGAGGAGGAAAACAAGAAAAAAAAUAUUCUGAAUCUCAGAAGCCAGAACAGCCAGAGGGAUCGCUGCGCAGCGAAAGCAGCAACCCCUCUUGCUGUUCUGGCUUCUGGGAUAGCUGCGCAGCCUGCAUUCGCUCCAUAAGACGCAUACACAUUUCCCCUUACUUUUUAGGAGGGAAAAAGUGAGUCUUAUAGAGCAAAAAAUACGGUAUUUCGCUGUGAUCCCCAAUUUUCAGGGGGUUGGACUGGAUUCUGUUGAUUCGAAGAGGUACCCCAGCCAAGCUGCUUUUAAAAAAAGCAAAAAACCAAAGAGAACACUGGAGAGUUUGCUCCCUGGCCCAGAUUAUUGCCACUUCCUCUUCUCAUGUGGACUAGAAACCUGCCCUUCAAAAGCUUUAACAUUCACCCUAAGCAAGCGCGGGAAAGGGAAGUUAACAAGACUCUUUUCUGACAGUCUCCCUCUGCAGGUGGCGGCCUCUCCUUCUUCCUUGGAGGCUUUUUGGGAAGUUGAGAUCGCUGAGUUGCCGGGGUUGGACUGGAUGACCUUUGGGGUGUCCCUGCCCACUCUAUAAUUCCAAAUUUUCCCUCCGCACCCGACCACAAACACAAAUUCUGGGGAAGAGGGAGGAAAAACCAGCCAAGCAACUUCAUGUGUUUAGAUUGUGAAUCGAUAACCUUGAGGGCUAGCGACUUGACUUUGCUUCUCUCUCGCAGGCACUUUGCACCCGAAUUGCCAGGACAGCAGCGGGCGGCCCCGGCGGGACAUCGGCACCAUCUUGCAGAUCCUCAACGACCUGUUGAGCGCCACGCGGCACUACCAGGGCAUGCCCCAGUCCCUGACGCAGCUGCGGUGCCAGACUCAGUGCUCGCUUUCCUCGACUUCUUCGUCGCCGUCGCCGCCCCAAUCCCCAGAUCUCGCCAGCAACACUACCUCAGAGAAAAUCGCAGCAGCUGCUAGCCAGUCCUUACACUUGGGCGCCCCCUGUGCCAGCCAAGUGGCAGCGUCUAAGCCUUCCGGUGAGUCCUGCCUCUGAAAAAGAGUCCAGAAUGUGGCUCGGGUCAUGAGGUCUAGUAACUUGCUUUGCUGUUGGUCUGUAAGGAAGCUGCCACUUUCUGCAUGCAAAGGACCCAAGUUCGAAAGCCGGCCUCUCUGGGUAGUAGGGCUCUGUCUGAAACCCCUGCCGGCCAGCACUGUGCUAAAUUGAGCGAUGCACAGAAUAAGCCCAAGUCCCAAAUUUGGAACAGUGAGGGCUAGCGUCUUGACUUUUGUGACUUUUGUGACUUUUGCGUUGUACGUGGAUAUAUUUAGGCAGUGCCGUAGCCCCAAGGAGCUUUCCUCGCACAAGGUCCCGGGUUCAGUUCUCCCCUGGAGCGCUGCUGCCGAUCAGUGCAGGUGGUAUUGAAUUAGAUGGGCGCGAUAUCGGGCGCGUUCCUUUUUGCUCCUUUUCCCCAUUCCUCCCUUCUUAAAAGGGGACGCAGGUGGCGCUGUGGGUUAAACCACAGAGCCUAGGGCUUGCCGAUCAGAAGGUUGGUGGUUCGAAUCCCCGUGACAAGGUGAGCUCACGUUGCUCGGUCCCUGCUCCUGCCAACCUAGCAGUUCGAAAGCACACCAGCACAAGUACAUAAAUAGGUACCGCUCUGGUGGGAAGAUAAAUGGCGUUUCCGUGCGCUGCUCUGGUUCUCCAGAAGCGGCUUAGUCAUGCUGGCCACAUGACCCGGAAGCUGUACGCCGGCUCCCUCGGCCAAUAAAGCGAGAUGAGCGCCGCAACCCCAGAGUCGUCCGUGACUGGACCUAAUGGUCAGGGGUCCCUUUACCUUUUACCCUUCUUAAAAAAGGGAGAUGCAGCCUUGUAGAACCUCUUAAUGUCUGCAUGCAAAUGGGGUGCAGCAAAAGGAAAGGACUUGAUAUUUUAUUUUAUUUUAUUUACUCUCCCCCACUUCCCCCCCCCCCAAGUGAUAAGUUAUCCGUGCUGAGCACGGUGGGGUGUUUUGUGUUACAUGCAGAAACUCUCCCUGCAGAGUAAGUCUGGAUGUCAGGGGGGAGAGAGAGCGAGGAAGAGAAAGAUGUACUCUUGAUUUUCUGUUUGGCUUGGAUAUUCUCGGUCAGGGUGACCCUGUUUGUUGCCAACGAUGAACCGAACCGCUUCUGUCUGGAUGCUAAUAGAUGAUAUCAAUCCCUUCUGCAAACCCUUCCAGUUUUGGCCUCUUCCGUUCAGUUUUCGUGGGUGCAGUUUGCAUACUCUCUUGCCUAAAAUCUCCCAAAAAACGGCUUUUUCUCCUGCAUGCUUUUAAUGGGCCACUUUGCAUCCACAACCCGUUCUUCGCAGUUCGGAUCGGCUAAAUUGGGGGGUUCCCUUCCCUCUGGCAAAAGCGAGAAUCUCCAUUUGCGCUUCUGUUCAGUUAUGUGUCCUCUUUACUCCCAAGGUCUCUGCCCCCAGGCGCUUACGGAUUAAAGCAGAUUUAAACCACUCCAGAGGUUUUGAGAAGCGCCCCGCCCUUGCCCCUUCCUCUGUUCGCUGAUGGGAGCUGUAGUUCGAAGCGUUCAGAGGGCGCCGGGCUAUGGAAUUCUGGGGGAAAGUACGUGAAUGACUUUUGAGCAAUCCUAUCCUACUUAUCUAACGCGGGUGGUGCUGUGGGUUAAACCACAGAGCCUUGGACUUGCUGGUCAGAAGGUUGGCGGUUCGAAUCCCCGCGAUGGGGUGAGCUCGCGUUGCUCAGUCCCUGCUCCUGCCAACCUAGCAAUUCGAAAGCACGUCAAGUGCAAGUAGAUCAAUAGGUACCGCUCCGGCGGGAAGGUAAACGGCAUUUCCGUGCGCUGUUCUGGUUCGCCAGAAGCGGCUUAGUCCUGCUGGCCACAUGACCCAGAAGCGGUACGCCGGCUCCCUCGGCCAAUAAAGCGAGAUGAGCGCUGCAACCCCAGAGUCGGUCACGACUGGACCUAAUGGUCAGGGGGUCCUUUUUAUCCUACUUAUCUAAGUCCCAUUGGACUGAAUGAGUUAUUUUGCAGCCGAGAAACACAUAGGGAAUGCCCUGUGAGCUCAUAGUUUCAUUGGGGGGAAUCGUAGGAUUGUAGAGUUGGAAAGGGACCCCCAGAGUCAUCUAGUCCAACCCCCUGAAAUGCGGGAACCUGUCUUGCCCAACGUGGCUUUCAAAACCACGACCCUGAGGUUAAAAAUCCCAUGCCAUCCCAAACCCAAUUUAAGGAUUAAACUUGACCAAAUGUUGCACGAGGACCCCGUAGAACAGGCACCCCCAAACUCGGCCCUCCAGAUGUUUUGGGACUACAACACCCAUCAUCCAUGGCUAACAGGUCCUGGAUGAUGGGAAUUGUAGUCCCAAAACAUCUGGAGGGCCGAGUUUGGGGGUGCCGGCAGUAGAAGAACAUCUGGAUUUGUUCUCCAGAGGUGCUGGGACCCCAGCACAAUAGUGGCGUUUACACGGUCCUUCCUCGCCACUCAUUCCAUCCCACACAACAACCGUGCAAGGAAGAUUAGGCCGAGAGGCAGUGCAACCAGCCCCAGUCCUGUGAGCUUCAUGGGCAAAUAUGGCGCGAUUCGAACCCCAGUCUCCGCCAGGUUCUAGUCCGACAUUUUAGCCGCUGGACCACCGUUGCCUCGAGGAACUAUGGAACUCCCUGCUGCAGGAGAGCUGUUGAAAUUGACAUCCUGCUCCUUCCGGUGGGUCUACUCUUGAGUAAAACCCACUUGGCCCACCCUCCUUUUGUGUGCUGUCGAUUCUAUCCUCGGUUGGUAGAGCAGGAGGCGCUCUUCGUCUCAGGGCUGCCGGUUCGAAUUCCGCCUUGGGCGAACGUUUCCAGCAUCGCAAGGGGGUUGGGCUGGAUGACCUUCAGGGUUCCCACAGACAGUGGCACCUUUCCUCUUAUCCGCGUUGUUUUGCAAGCCCUGUGGGGCCGAGUUAGUAGAUUAACGAAGGGGGGGCGGGCGAUAGCUCCCUCUAUCUUUUUUCUUUCUCUAUUUUUUUCUCUCUUCCUGCUUUCACGCCUCUUCCUCUCUGCACCCCCGUAGGCUGUGUGUGGCAAAGGCCCCCGUCCCAAAAAUAGCAAGGCGAGCUGGCGGGGGCGCAGCAGAAAAACCGACACGGUUCCUGCUUUCCUUUCUCCUCCUCGGCGGCCCGCUCCCCCCCUCCUCGCCGCCACCGUCUCUCUGAGGCUCCUCUCUCGCGGCUUCUGCGGGAAAGAGGUUGACAGUUCCCUGUCUGGCAGCCAAGUUCUGGCAAGGCGGCAUUCCAAGCUGGGAGUACACGGGUGGCUCUGCCUCAUCCACCCUCCCCCCCCCAAAAAAUCUGGCCAUAACCUCCGAAUUCCCUUCCCUGCUCCUCCUGCCUCUCUCUGUGUCUCCACCAAAUUUGGGUUAUUUAAACAAAACAAAAAACUGUUGGGUUUGCGAUUUUCCUUGCUGCGAGAAUUGCGGGUGGGAGACGAGUGUGGGGUUUUUUCCUCCUCUCUCUCUCUCACCUGCCCUGCUCCCCUCCUGGACUUUUGGACCAGGCCGUGCUGGAUUUGAACCCGCUUCCUCUUGGGUUGACCUUCACGCAGCCAGGCUACAAAACAACAACAACAACAAAUUGUGUUGUUGUGCAGGAACGAAAGGGAACGCAGAUUAGCCUCGGCCGUAAGCAGUAGCUGCGAGGCUGUUCUUGCUGCCCUCAAGUCCUUAGUCCUCAUUGAGGCCAGAGAUGGCUCCAGGUUUAGAGACUCUGUACGAAAACACAAAUUUGAUGGGACCUGGAAACACCUCGCAAGAAUCACUUUUCCCCUAGGGGACCUCGGACAGCCACCCCACACCCUCCAGAAACCUUCAACUCCCCUCCUCCUCUUCCUUCCCCUCCUCGCACGCUGCCCUAUAUCCGUCGCAGAGUGGGCGCCCCCCCAAUCUGCACCCCCUGCAAAAAGACUGGCACCUUGCGACGUGUCUGUAGUUUUUUACGCUUGUGCAUGAAUCGUGAGUUCUGUGCAUCGUUCGGAUUCCACCUUCCGAACCUGUUCCUUGCUUGCUGGCUGGCCCCGCUCCACUGCCUAUCUCCAGAGUAAUUUUCUCGUCCUCUCCCCCAAUCCAGCCACUUUCCUUUCUGUUUCUUUGGGGGGGGGGAGUUGGGUGGAAACUGGGUUUUUUGGGGGGGUGGCGUGGCUGUCAGAACGUACCGAACUGUGUCAAGCGUGGCUUUGCACCCAAUUUCUGUGCGCGCACCUGCGGGUUGGCGGUUGUGUUCGUCAAAAGGGCGAGGGAGGGAGCAAGCCCACCCCUCCGUUUCCUAGAUUCUCUUUUAUUUUUUCCUCCUCGCUGCUUGAAAACAGGUCACCUUCCUUUCUUGCCCCCGUUUCUGAACCAUAAAAGGUUUUGACGGCUGGUGUGUUGUUAGCCUUGGUGGGGCUGCAUUGUGGGGGGCAGCCGCCAGUUGCCGACCAAAAACACGGAAGGAAGUGAGGCGACAAAAGAGCAGCCGUGCAGUUUUUUUGGGGGGGGACGUCCCAUUUAAAUGGGAAACCCUGGCUAGUUUGCAGAUGGUUUUUGUCCCAGAGAGAUCGCCCUGAUGAAAGCAUUUUUGCAUGUUCUCUAGUAAGGUAAAGGUAAAGGUACCCCUGACCGUUAGGUCCAGUCGUGGCCGACUCUGGGGUUGCGGCGCUCAUCUCGCUUUACUGGCAGAGGAAGCCGGCAUACAGCUUCCGGGUCAUGUGGCCAGCAGGACUAAGCCGCUUCUGGCGAACCAGAGCAGCACACGGAAACGCCGUUUACCUUCCCGCUGGAGUGGUACCUAUUUAUCUACUUGCACUUUGACGUGCUUUCGAACUGCUAGGUGGGUAGGAGCAGGGACCAAGCAACGGGAGCUUACGGGGAUUCGAACCGCCGACCUUCUGAUCGUCAAGUCCUAGGCUAUGUGGUUUAAGGCACAGCGCCACUUAUUUUUAUUUUGCUUGCACCUCAUUAGAAAUCGGAGGUUUUAGAAGCGAAGUUCAAUGGCUUAUCUGUCAAGGGUUCUUAAGCUGCGAUUCCUGUGGGUUGGAUCUCUGGUUUGCUUUGGUUUUGCCAGAAAGUGCAUGGGGGAAAACAGUGCCUCUGUCCAUGGGCACUGGGCUCACCAACCAACCCACCUCAAAAACAGGGCAGCUUUAUCAGGAGUGAGGGGGCGUGGCCUGAUUGUAGUAGGCGUGGCCUAGGGAAACUCCCAGGGGCCAGGUGGAGAGAUCUGGAGGGCCGCAUGCAGAGAGCCAGUGGUUAAGAGUGUCAGGCCUGUUAGCAGACCCGGGUUCGAAUUCCCACUCUGCCAUUAAGCUCCAUUAAGCUCAUCGCCUCUCAGCCUAGCCCACCUCUGCCGUCGAAGGAUCUCAAACUGGAGUACGUGGUUCUCUCCCCCCCCCCCAAUACGGCCAAUUCAUCUUCACAACAACCCUUUGAGGUAGACCAAGAGAUGACUGGUCCAAGAUCCCCCAGCCAGCUUCUUGGCCAAGUGUGAAUUUGAACUCUGCUCCUGCCAGGUUGAUAGGCAGCCGAUUAAAAAUGACAAAUAGCGAUCGUCCCUUGAUUUAAUUCGAAUAGCGAUUGUCCCUUGGUUUAAUUCUAAUUUAAAAAAACAAUUGCAGGGAGAGUCGAGGCGGCCCUGAAACCCCGUGGAUUGUCGAAUAAAAAUGUAAAGUUGACCCCUGACCAUUAGGUCCAGUCGUGGCUGACUCUGGGGUUGCGGCGCUCAUCUUGCUUUAUUGGCCGAGGGAGCCGGCGUACAGCUUCCGGGUCAUGUGGCCAGCAGGACUAAGCCGCUUCUGGCGAACCAGAGCAGCGCACGGAAACGCCGUUUACCUUCCCGCCGGAGUGGUACCUAUUGAUCUACUUGCACUUUGACGUGCUUUCGAACUGCUAGGUGGGCAGGAGCAGGGACCAAGCAAGGGGAGCUCACCCCGUCACAGGGAUUCAAACUGCCGACCUUCUGAUCAGCAAGUCCUAGGCUCUGUGGUUCAACCCACAGCGCCACCCGCAUCCCUUGCCAAGUUGAUAUGCAACAGAUAAAAAUGCCGAAUAGCGAUCGUCCCUUGAUUUAAUUCAAAUAGCAAUCAUCCCUUGAUUUAAUUCUAAUUUAAAAAAACAAAAAUUGCAGGGAGAGUCAAGGCCGACUUGAAACCCCGUGGAUUGUUGAAUGUUGUUGUUGUUGUUGUUUAGUCGUGUCCACCUCUUCGUGACCCCCUGGACCAGAGCACGCCAGGCACUCCUGUCUUCCACUGCCUCCCGCAGUUUGGUCAAACUCAUGUUCAUAGCUUCUAGAACACUGUCCCACCAUCUCGUCCUCUGUCAUCCCCUUCUCCUUGUGCCCUCCAUCUUUCCCAGCAUCAGGGUCUUUUCCAGGGAGUAUUCUCUCCUCAUGAGCUGGCCAAAGUCUUGGAGCCUCAGCUUCAGGAUCUGUCCUUCCAGUGAGCACUCAGGGCUGAUUUCCUUCCGAAUGGAGAGGUUUGAUCUUCUUGCAGUCCAUGGGACUCUCAAGAGUCUCCUCCAGGGAUUGUUGAAUAGACCUCCCCAGUUAUGAAACUCUUUUGCUUGGGGGGGCGGGCAUGUCUUGCCGUCCUCAUCCUGCCCACAGAGUCAGUCUCUCUCCCUCUCUCUCAUCCGGAGGCGUUAGUGCAGUCGUGGUCUCCUCGGAUGAAUUCCUCUAGAAUAAAUACCGCCCCCAGAUUAUGUCCUGCCUGUCACCAGCGCGGCGCAUAACUUCCGCCUCCUGCUUCCCUUUCACUCUCAUUAGUGCGCAUCGCUCAAUCUUUUCUUCUCCUUUGGUCUCUUCCCCCACGUAAUUUGACGCGGGGGGAAACUGAGGCACGGGGUGGAAUCGGCGGCUCGGCUAUCCAUCGGCUUUUGCCUUCCUGGUUCCGCAAGGGGGAGAACAGAGAGAGAAUGAGAAUGUCGGACCCUCCUGGCAAAGUCGCUCGUGGGCGGUGGGUGGGAUUCGAAUCCUGGACUCUCCCAGCUCCUAAUCUGGGACUCUUAGCUCCCUUGAGUGGGGUGGAUAGCUCAGCGGGUUUGAGCGUGUGCUGAAAACAACAAGGUUCAAUAUGCGCUAAAUAUUCCUGCAUUGCAGGGGGUUGGAAUAAUAAUAAUAAUAAUAAUAAUAAUAAUAAUAAAUGACUCUCAGGGCCCCUCUACAGUGCUUUUUUUCUUUUAAAAAAUGCAUUCUCUCAUUUCGACUCAAGAAAAUCACCAUUUUGCAGAAAAUGAAUACAGUAAAUGGACAAAACUACGAAAGAUCCACAAAACGUUUCGGGGUAUUCGUACCCCUGUGUGUGUGUGUCCCCCAGAAAAAAAAAUCACUGCCCCCCUUGCAAGGUAGGACCUGAGGAUUUAAAAAGGCUGCAGACAGCCGGGGGGGUGCGACCAUUUGCACGCACGCACGCACGAAAAAGAAAACCCUUGCGUUCUUCAGAGGAAAAGUGAGAUAUAAAUGUAUAUAAUGUUUUCGCAAGGCUCCCUUUUUCGUUUCGCCCCCCCCCCCAACCUAUCCGUUUUCUGGCGCCUCCAUCUCUCCCCCCCCCCCCGGCUCUUGCAAAAAAACCCCGCUCAAUUGUUCUCCCGCCCACGGGCUGCUAUAGCAAAGCCGCGGAAAGGGGGGGGUUAGAUAGAGAAAAGGGCCGCCUGUUGACGGCAGAGAGUGGGAGGCACGAAGUCAGAGGUGACUUCUUGUUCUCUCCUCCGAGACGGGAAGUGUUCGAAACCCUCCGGGGGGACGGGAGGUGGGGGGGGGGAGAGGCAAGAGAGCUAGAAUGAGAAGAAAGAGAGAGAAUAUAUAUAUAUAUAUAUUUUAAAAGAAGAAGUGUGCAAGAGAGCCAUUGUUUUUUUGAUGUUCCUUGGGCAUCCUGUCUCUGUUGCCAUGGAGACGAGGUCCUGGUUCUCCAUAGAUGCUUCCCCCGUGCUGAGGUUAUGGAAAGUCCUCCAUUUCGAGGCUGGCGUGCCUGCGUUUCUGCUCUCCCCCACAUGCACACACCACCCCCUAGGGCAUUGGGGUGUUGAAUGCCCUUGUUUUAUUUUUAUUUCCUCCAAUCUUGGUGGAAAAGGAGAGGGGUUCUUGACGGAGCUGCCAGGCAAGCCAUUUUGCUUUAUUUAUUAAAUUUGUAGGCUCCCCUCCCAUCAAAGCAUCCCGGGGCAGUGUGCAGUAUAAAAUACACAAUAAUAAUAAUAGGUCAAGGUAAAGGGACCCCUGACCAUUAGGUCCAGUUGUGGCCGACUCUGGGGUUGCGGCACUCAUCUCGCUUUAUUGGCCGAGGGAGCCAGCGUACAGCUUCCGGGUCAUGUGGCCAGCAGGACUAAGCCGCUUCUGGCGAACCAGAGCAGCGCACGGAAACGCCGUUUACCUUCCAGAGCGGUACCUAUUUAUCUACUUGCACUGGUGUGCUUUCGAACUGCUAGGUUGGCAGGAGCAGGGACCGAGCAACGAGAUCGGCAAGUCCUAGGCUCUGUGGUUUAACCCACAGCACCACCCGCAGCCAUAAUAAUAAUAAUAAUAAUAAUUUAUUAUUUAUACCCCUCCCAUCUGGCUGAGUUUCCCCAGCCACUCUGGGCGGCUUCCAGUUGAGUGUUAAAAACAGUACAGCAUUAAAUAUUAAAAAUUUCCUAAACAGGGCUGCCUUCAGAUGUCUUCUAAAAGUCAGAUAGUUGUUUAUUUCCUUGACAUCUGAUGGGAGGGUGUUCCACAGGGCGGGCGCCACCACCGAGAAGGCCCUCUGCCUGGUUCCCUGUAGCUUCACUUCUCGCAGGGAGGGAACCACCAGAAGGCCCUCGGAGCUGGACCUCAGUGUCCGGGUAGAACGAUGGGGGUGGAGACGCUCCUUCAGAUAUACUGGACCUCAGGCUGUUUAGGGCUUUCAAGGUCAGCACUGACCUUGAAUUGUGCUCGGAAACGUCCUGGGAGCCAAUGCAGAUCUCUCAGGACCGGUGUUAUGUGGUCCCGGCGGCCGCUCCCAGUCACCAGUCUAGCUGCCGCAUUCUGGAUUAGUUGCAGUUUCCGGGUCACCUUCAAAGGCAGCCCCACGUAGAGCGCAUGGCAGUAGUCCAAGCAGUAGACAACCAGAGCAUGCACCACUCUGGCGAGACAGUCUGUGGGCAGGGAUGGUCUCAUCCUGCGUACCAGGUGGAGCUGGUGGACAGCUGCCCUGUACACAGAAUUGACCUCCACCUCCAUGGACAGCUGUGAGUCCGAAAUGACUCCCAGGCUGCGCACCUGGUCCUUCGGGGGCACAGCCGCCCCAUUCAGGACCCUGUCCCCCAAAAAACAGUGCUUCUAUCUCUGGGGUCUCCUGAACACUGAGACCAGCAGGAUUCUGGGACCGCAGAUAAAGGAAGCUGGUAGACUGGGAAAUAGCAUGGUUGGGUUUUUUGAGUGGAUUUCUCCAAAGUCCCCCCGCUUUCCGACGCCUCGUUUAACGUCUCUGUGUUUUUUCCUUCGCAGGCGACCGGUUGCGGCAGACGGAGAACCGCGCCACGCGCUGCAAAGUGGAACGCCUGCAGCUUCUGAUGCAGCAGAAGCGGUUGCGUCGGAAAGCUCGCCGCGACGCCCGCGCCCCUUACCAUUGGCUCCCCAACCGCAAGUCCAGCCGCACGAACAGCAACAGUAGCAUGUCUAGCGAAGGGAGUCUUGACCUAGACUUCGAAGACUCUGUGUGGAAACCGGAAGUCAAAGCGGACAUGAAAUCCGAAUUUGUUGUAGCAUAAAAGGAAAAAACAAAAAACCUAGACCGCAGGGAGGGGAGGACGAAGAGACCGAAGUUUUUUGGGGGGUGGGUGGGAGGGGGCGUCGAACGGGAAGCCGGGGGUGGGGAGAAAGACCAUUUAGUAAUAAUUAAUAAUACGUUUUUGGGUCCGUGCGAGCAAAGUCCUUGGGUGCUUUGAUCCUUUUAGAAAACAAGAUACACACACACACGAAAAACACACACACUUAUUGGAUCACGGCGGACGGACCAGCCCUACGGAAAUCUCCUUCGGCAGAUUGGAACAGUAUUUUCUAUUCUUUUCGAAACUCGUUUGUUUUUUCGUUUUGAGAACUGAAGCGGCUUGGGAUGGAGCGAGAAAGAGACUUUGCUUCCCAGGAACUGGACUUGAAAGGAACUUUUUUAUUUUUUAAAAAUUCGGUUUUCUCUCUCUCUCGGGUGUGUAUGUGUGUGUUUCCCCCCACCCUCGUUUUCAUUUCGCGGUUCUUAUUUUUUAAAAAAGGAUGAGGGUCCUUCGAACAGCUAGCUGCCUUAGACCGACGAGUGGAAGGGAAGACUGACCCCGGCCAGGGAGGAGGAAAAAAGGAAAAAACAGUGAAGGGAGUUGGACUUUGAGAUGUGCGGAGAGCGGGAGGACUUUACAAACCUCUUGGUUUUCCUGGUUUCGUUAAUUUCGGGGAAAGAUGGGGGGGCGAACCUUUGUUUUUGGGUGUGUGGCGAAUGCAGCUCGCUUGCCUAUGAAAUUGGUUGUACCUCCCGAAAAGUUGGAGACUGUUUCGUUCCUUAAAAAACAAAUACUGAAAUCUUCCCUUUUUUUAUUUUAAAGAUUAUCUCUCUUCUGAAUGGAUUGGGUGGUUUCUGUGUUAACGGAAAGAGCUGUGCAUUUGUCCGGAGGAGAGGAGGGGAGGGCCCAGAUUCUGGAAUUUUUUUUGGGGGGUGGGGGUUGGUUAUGAUUAUUUUUUUAAGAGGAUGUGUGCAUGUACGUGUGUCUUAUCUCUCGUCUCUCUUCCUCUCCCCCUGUCCCGCAUCCUUAAAUAAUAUAGCAUUUCGGACCCCCCCCUCCCCAGUCCUGUCAAAUCAAAGCGCUUGUCCUCCCCCCUUUCCCCCACCCCAGCCAUCCAGUCUGCAUUUCCAGGAACCUUCCAUGCACUUUAGAGGUGUGAAUUGUGAAGUGGUAGAAGCCUGGGGUAUUUUUUCAUAUAUUUUUUUAAAAAACACGAUCAGGGCAGGGAGAACGCCCUUCUUGCCUCAUCCUGGCUUCCUUUUCCUCUCUUGAGAGUUUCCUGUUUCGUAUUUUUUUUCAUUUCUUUGCUGCAUUCUUUUUUUUAAUUGCGUGCAUUAAAAAUUAGAGGCCACCGGGCGUUUUCUCUCCCUCCCUUUAUCGAUGGAAGAUAAGUGUGAGUUUUUGCAAGGCGAGAGAUCUGCCCGGUACCAACCCUCUGAAGGGGGGGAGUCAGAGGAACCUCAGAACCGUUGCUCAGUGUCGUCCAAAGCCCGCUCCUCACCAGUUUACACUCAAAACACUCCGCCACCAUCCUCUAUAGCUCCUCCUCCUGGUACAGUCAUCUCCCGUGACUCCAUCGCUCUGGGCUGCUGACCCACUUCCUUCGCCAUUUGAGGAUGUCCCCGGGAUAUUAGCUUGGCAGAACCCAGAGCAAUGAUCCGGAAUAACCCCCGGAACAAUAAUCCGAAAUAUCCGCUUUUCCACCACGCGGCGGAAGCGCCCCCUCCCUCCGCAGAUAGAACUGCAAUUCCGCACGCGUCCGGGCGGGAAUCGAAAACGUAACCUCCCCGUUGUAGAGACCAAUAUUAUUAUUAUUUUUUCAGGAUCUCCUCCCCCAAAUCAGAUUCUUCUCUCUGUGUGUGCGUUUGUGUGUGCGUGCGUGCGCGCUUUUGGAAAUAAAGAUUUAGUGACAUGAAAUAGUAUCUAGUGAUGCUUAUUUAGAUACUUGGGGGGUUUUUUUAAAGAAAAAGAAAAAUAUUAUUUAUAGACUUAACAAUGAUCUGAGCCAGUAAUUUUUUCAUAGGCUGUAGUGUGUGUGUUUUUGGUGCCCCCGCCCCUCAUUUUUUUGUGCAAAUCUAGCAACCACAGUGUUUUGUGUAUGUGUGUGUGAGAGAGAGAGUGUCAGCAAUAGAAGCUUAACAUAAAUUGGGGUGGAGGAUGAGCAUACACUUAGGAUAACUUCGGAUUUAGGCCUUAAAAGUUUCCAGCAAUGUGGAUGUAAAAUAAAGGCUUGCAUCUGCAAACCCUGAUCUGUGUUCUGCCCCAUACGUCUGAGUACGGCCCAUUGCAAUUCACGGAAACGGCUGCUCCAAUAAUUUCAGGGGGUCUGUAGACUUUGCAGGGGUUUUGCAGAACGGGACAUCCGAACCAGUUGAAAGCUGGUCGCGCCUUGCAAAGUUUUCUGGGGAAUUUUGUACUGAAGGGGGACAGCUGGGAGAUGAUUUUUUUACCUUCUUGCAAAGGGUUGGACUCUGAUAACAAUGGGGCAGUUACGGACAGACCUUUGGAGAUUCCCCCUUUUAUUUCACCUUUCUUUUCUAAGUGUGUAUGUCUCUGUGUGUCCGACGAAACCAUUCCCACGUCCUUGAAUCGAGACUUGUGUAUGUGUGUGUUCACACAGUUACGUUAGGAGACACUUGGGGGUUUUUACCGAAGCAGCCGAAUUAGGUUUUAAUCCAGGGACAUUCUAACACUACCUUGCUGCCCCAAUGUACAUUAUAAUAAUAAUAAUGACCGGGGGUGGGGGGGAAUAAAAAGCAGACUGAACUUUAGAAGCAAGUGCCUCAUUCUGGAAUUGUUUGCACAUAAGUUUGGCCAUUUUGGGUUUUUCUUUGCCUUACGCCGAAUCCGCGAUGUUCCAGUCAAGCCAUCAAAUUGGCACCCUGUUUAAAAAGGUGUCGUCUUAGCCCUUACCACUGCGGGGGGGGAUCGUAGAUUUGGAAAGGUACCCUAAAGGUUAUUUUACCCAACCCCCCUGCAAUGCAAGAAUAUACGGCUGUCCCAUGCGGGGAUUCAAACCUGCAACCUAGCUAGCUGGUGCGGGUGGCGCUGUGGUCUAAACCACUGAGCCUCUUGGGCUUGCUGAUCAGAAGGUCGGCGGUUCGAAUCCCCGCUCCCGUUGCUCUGUCCCGGCUCCUGCCAACCUAGCAGUUCGAAAGCACACCGGCGCAAGUAGAUAAAUAGGUACCACUUUGGAAGGAAGGUAAACGGCGUUUCCGUGUUCUCUGGUUUCCGUCACGGUGUCCCGUUGCACCAGAAGUGGUUUAGUCCCGCUAGCCACAUGACCCAGAAAGCCGUCUUUGGACAAACGCCGGCUCCCUCGGCCUGAAAGCGAGAUGAGCGCCGCAACCCCAUAGUCGCCUUUGACUGGACUUAACCGUCUAGGGGACCUUUAUCUAACCAGCGGAGCUAUAUGCAUGCUGCGAUGUGGGCAAGGAUGUUUCUGGCCCCAGAGGACUUACUGAAUUUCCUUUCUGUGUUGGUUGCCGGUGCGUUAAAUUCGUACGUUUUUAAUUUUCCCAGCCUCUGAAACCGAACCCCGAAAUGCUGAUAAGCUGGGAUUUUUUGCACUGGUUCGAACCGUGAGCUGUUAGAUGCCAACACACUCUGGGGAGAAAGAAACCCCAGACUAUUUGUACGGCUGUGACCUCUGUCGAUGGGCCUUCUCUCCAAAAAGAUCUGCACGGGUCAUUUUUCAGUCUAGCAUCGCUUAAAAAGGGAGAACUGUUUAUCUUCCCCUCUGCCCGCAAAUGAAAGAAAUCCAAAAACUGCUUCCUCCAGAUAUUUUUUCCCAGCCAGCCUAAGCUGAUCCUAAAGAGUUAGCCCCAAAAUACCUCUGCAAAAGGCAAUUUUGGCAACGCAACUUGAGUUCAUCGCCUUCCCCUUGACCCUGCCCAAAUCAUUUGUAGCUAGCUAGGGAUACUCCCCCCACCAAAAAAAUACAACUUUCACGUCUCUAAAAAGGUGCACAGCCGCCCCCGAACCCGCCGCCAUAAGCCUCUAGCCUUUUCGCACACCAUCCGGGUGGUAGAGCUCCCAUUGGCUGGAGGGAAAGGAAGCUGCUCCCCCUCUGGCGAAAUAGUGUCGUUACACUUCCUGUUUCCUUCCCCUAGAUGUGAAGUUCCUUUCGUAUGUGACGCUGUAGCGGGUUUUUAAAUUUUUUUUUUUAAGAAAGAAAAUGUGUUGUUUUUUUUAAUUAUAUAUUUAAAUGUUACUACUUUUUUGUAUGGUGUGUGAAUGUAAUCUUAUCGAUUUCCCCCCCACCCAUCGUCAUUUCCCCACCCCCUCUCCCUUGCGUGUUUCUGUUUUUUGGUUCAGGAUUUUUUAAAAAUAAAAUAAAAAAUAAAGUCUAUAUAAUAAAACAACGAAAUAAGAGCCAAAAGCAUUACAACAUAACUCUCUUCUGUGUGGUUGAGUGUGUGGGUGUGGGUGUGUGUCUUGGAAGAAUGUGGGGGGGGGAUACGUAGACCUGUUUUAUCACCUCAUUUAAGUUACCUGUAUUAAAAAAAAAAGAAACUUUUAAAAAUAAUAAACACAAAAUAAAGAUUGCUUGAGCCACA
Molecule: messenger RNA, 52539 nt
Organism: Podarcis lilfordi (Lilford's wall lizard)
Lineage: Eukaryota; Metazoa; Chordata; Lepidosauria; Squamata; Lacertidae
Source: the annotation of a GenBank genome assembly